CCUUUUACCGGAAGAACUGCGGUGACAGCUCCUGGUUGCCCUUGUUUGGCAGCUCGGUUGGCUGUGAGGGAGCUUCGAUCUCCUCCCCGGGAACACAUAAUGUUGCGGGCCUCAUGGUGAGUGUCCUGACCCCCUGACCGAGCUCUCAUCCCCGGAAGGAGAGAUUUUAACACAUAACAAUGGCUCAGAUUAGGCUGGCUGCCUGUAGAUAGGAACACAUGGAUUAGAUCUCCCACAUUACCCACACAUGUAUAAACACAUAGCUGAUAUUUGUGUUGCAUUUAUUAAUACAGCAUAUAUCUCAGCUCCAGCCGCUAUAUGAUUGCACAUUUUCAUUAAAGGACCACUAUAGGCACCCAGACCACUACAGCUCAAUAUAGUGGUCUGGGUGCCAGGUCCGUCUAGGGUUAACCCUGCAGCUGUAAACAUAGCAGUUUCAAAGAAACUGCUAUGUUUACAUUGGGGUUAAUCCAGCUUCUAGUGGCUGUCUCAUUGACAGCCGCUUCCGCGAUUCUCACUGUGAAAAUCACUGUGAGAAGACUCUGCUGUCCAUAGGAAAGCAUUGAGAAAUGCUUUCCUAUGGACUGUUUGAAUACGCGCGCGGCUCUUGCCACACAUGCACAUUCAGCCAAUGACGUCGGGAGGAGGCGAAGAGUUCCCCAGCGCCGAGGUAGCCCGGCGCUGGAUAAAGGUAAGUGUUUAAUCCCUUCACUCCCCCUUCAGCCUGGCGGAAGUGGGACCCUGAGGGUGAGGGUGGCUCCAGGACCCUAUAGAGCCAGAAAAACAAGUAUGUUUUCCUGGCACUAUAGUGGUCCUUUAACUGAAAGAGACGAAAGGCUGAGCAACGUCCUGCUGUAGUGUCACAUCUCUACAUUUAAAGGAACACUCUAAGGUUAAAAUUAAAAGCAUUUUUUUUUUCCCUAAGUGAAUUUCCUUAUUUAUUUUAUGGACCCUCAUUUUUAAAUUAGGUUAAUAAAACUAAUAAAAUAAAAAUUGUUAAACAUACCUGUAAUCCAGCACUGGGCUGUCACCCUCAUUUGAGUUUAGUUAUUAUGAUCUUGGUCCAAUUCAAUGCUUCUUAUAGAGACAAAUUGAAGACUUAUGGCGCAUUAAUGGCAAUUGCCAUGCUCUGCCAAUCUGACAUUUCUCACAGAGAAACAAUGAAUCCAAUACUUCUCAGUGAUAAACAUUUAGCAGUGCUAGGCUUCAUCGUGUUGCAUGUGCAUGAAGACACCUAAUUUGAACACCUUCAAUUUUUGAAGAUAUUCAUGAGGAACUGCCUUUAGUGGCAGUCAAUCUGACAGCCACUAGUUGUGUUCUCUUGCAAAGUAAACAUUGCCAGACAAAAGGAACAAGGUCUGUGUACCUAAACCACUACAUUAGCAGGAUCACCUUUAUGGGGCCUGAUUGGCAUGCCAGUGUUGUGAAUGUCACACAUGCGCUGCCCAAAACCAGGGCAGACCCAACCAGGAAAAAGGAGAGGUCCCCUAAACAAUAAGCAAUACGCCUGGGAUGAAUGAUGAGGUGUGCAUGCUAUGCUUUUGAGGACAGUUCCCUAGUGUCCCUGAAAGUGGGACAUCAAGAAACUAAGUCGGUUACACUAUAUAGUGUAAAGGUUUACACUAAUAUUUGGGCAUAGUAACUCUUACUUUCUUCAUCCUCCCUUCAAAACGUAAAAAGAUGACAUAACUUCCCCUCGUUGUAGAGGGAGGGAUGUCAAUGAUGACAGGCUGGGGUAAGGAUUUGGGCAGCAUGGAGGGAGCCCUGCCAACAUUAGUCAUCUGCAGCAGACGUCCAAUAUUCUCAAAAUUUACAUUAGUCAGCCAGAAAUACUUGUACCAGUAAGCUAAUGAUGAAAUUCAAGGUGGAAUUACAGCUCCGGCAACAAUGUCAUAUAUCUGUGUAUGUGCAGCGUUUCACAGACUCCAAGCAACAUGACCACUUUUAAUCACUGCAGUGGUCAUGGUGCUUGUAGUAACCAUUUAAGAUGUAAGAGUUUAAGUGCUUAGACUGUCCAAUAUAUAUGUAUCAUGGUGAUGCAUAUAUAUAUAUAUGAGAACACUAUAUAUAUAUAUAUAUAUAUAUAUAUAUAUUACAAUUUUCCUGUUUGAAGUUAAAGGUACAAAUUAGUAAGUUAUGGUGCCUGGAGUGUCCCCUGGCGCCAUCUUAUCUUUUAGUGUUAAACCAUUUUACAAUUGGAUUAACGCAUAAAUGAUAUUCGCUCUUAAUAUGAUUUUCAGACUGUGCCAGGAAAUAAACCAAAAAGUUGCAAUUGCUGCGAGGACGCAUGCAAUUCCAACUUUUCUAUGCAUUAAGAGCUGUAAUGCUGCUUUUUUAGAAGGUGGGAAUGCAGACUUGCAGUAGCCGAGCUCGCCUUUUUCUUUUGUUAGCUCAAUAGAGCUAACAGAAGCAGAAUAAAUACUCCCCGGUUGUUUGAGUGACAGCCAUGGAGGUGUUUCUGCCAAUUCUAAAAGUGACGAUUUAUAUUAUAAACUGCUACAAAUAUGACAGACUCCAGAUACAAACAGCUAUGUGGAGUGGUCCUUUAAUUUUUAGAUUUUAUUAAAUAACAAAACUAAAUUUAAAAGAGAAUCCACCAUAUAUCACAUUUUAUUUGACUUCUGUAGCAGUGAGUGUCACCAUCAUUUGUAUGUUUAUUUUCUGCACUCUGUGGCAUAUACUUGAGUGAACAAUAUGUAUGUGUUAAUUACCAACCUUUUUUUUUUAAUUUUAGCACUGUGUGCCGGAGUUUGAUAAAUAAGCGUUCUCUUGAAGAAGCCAAACUCCCCUUGCAGAAGCUACAUUCCCGUAGAGUUCACCAAUAUUCAUUUUCAAGAUUAAGAAAUCAGAAGCCAUUACCCAGGACCUCGACUAAAUACUAUUCAUCUUUGUCACGUCUUCCAUUAAGGAGAAACAGACUUUUGCCAGCCAGUUAUGGAUACCAAAUUAAACGUAACUUUUGGAUUGCUAGACUGGCAUCGCGGGUGUUGAAACUCCGUUAUCUUGUGUUGGGAUCUGCUGUUGGCGGUGGAUACACAGCUAAAAAAGUGAGAACACUAGAAAAUAUUUUGCAGUAAUUUUUAAAACAAAUGUCCUGAGUGUUUAACAUCAGUGUAUGUUUUGCAGUCUCGUAUUAAUGUGUGCCAAAGUAUGUUGGCAAGGUAUGAUUGAUGUGUUUAUUCUUUUGUUAAGUUUUUGACACCUAUCGAUUCUUAGAUUCUUUGCUAAUUUUACAUUCUAUUAUUUUUAGACAUAUGAUCAAUGGAGAGAUAUGUUUCCUGAUCUUAGUGAAUAUAAAUGGAUUGUACCGGACUUUGUAUGGGAAUUGGAUGAACACAUCGAUUUUGGUUAGUAUUUUAUAUUUUACUGGGAUUGCUUUUAUUUUAAAGGUUUGAAUAUCAGAGGGACAAUAGUGACUGGAGUUGAUCCAUUCUAUAUUAUUAAAGGACCACUAUAGUGCCAGGAAAACAUACUCGUUUUCCUGGCACUAUAGUGCCCUGAGGGUGCCCUCACCCUCAGGGUCCCCCUCCCGCCCGGCUCUGGGGAGAGGAAAGGGGUAAUAACUUACCUUUUUCCAGCGCUGGGCGGAGAGCUCUCCUCCUCCUCUCCGCCUCCGUUACGCCGGCUGAAUGCGCGCGGCGGCAAGAGCUGCGCUGCAUUCAGCGUCUCAUAGGAAAGCAUUUACAAUGCUUUCCUAUGGACGCUGGCGUGCUCUCACUGUGAUUUUCACAGUGAGAAGCACGCAAGCGCCUCUAGUGGCUGUCAAUGAGACAGCCACUAGAGGAUUAGGGGGAAGGCUUAACUCAUUCAUAAUUAUAGCAGUUUCUCUGAAACUGCUAUAAUUAUGAAAAAAUGGGUUAACCCUAGAAGGACCUGGCACCCAGACCACUUCAUUAAGCUGAAGUGGUCUGGGUGCCUAGAGUGGUCCUUUAAAUCGAUAAUGUAUACAAAUAUUAAAAAAGACACAAGUUUGAAAUUCUUGCAAAUAUCCAAACUCGGCUACUCAGCCUCAAUGAGGCUCCUUUAACACAAGCACUGCUUAGCUUAUCCCAUGUGCAGUAAUUUUGGGGAAAAAAAGCAAGGGUUUCUGAGAGUUGUUGUCCAAUUGUCAGAUUUCUACAUCAGAAAGCUAUCAGUUUAGUGGUUAUGAUGUCAGGAUAGUUUGAACAAUUUCACCUCUUACCUGUGGUCCAUCAGGUGCUUCUCCACACCUCCACUACUAGCAAACUUUUAAUGACAUUUUGAAGCAAGAACAAAAAAAAGGGUUUUGUCCCACGCUUCAAGUCCAUAAAAUAGAAAUCAUCUGUUGAUGUAAAAACAUAUAUUUAUUUAAACAUUUUAAAAUCCGUAAAAAAGUUACUCGGAUAUAGUGUGUAGGAGCAUCCAAAAUCUAACAAGUUUCUUCAUGAGACUAAAUCAUCUUUUGAGGUACUAAUCCUUCUCUAGUAAUAUCCCUAUUAACCAGUAUUUUAUUGAGAUCUCUUGGUCAAUCACUAGCGUCCCUUUAAAACAAACAAAUGGAUUAGUAAACAUGCAUUCGUGUUCAUCAUAAUUAAUAUUUUACCAGUUACCACCUGACCACUUGUGCUGCCAGUGGUCAAAUACUGCAGUUUGCAUGAAAAACGCAAAUUAAUUUAUUUUGCCAAUGACACUUCUGCUGGAUGUGUGUAAAGUUAAUCUGGUUAUAUAUCCAGUGUUUGCUAAGUAUGCAAAUCCAAUAUUUUACAUAUGAUUUGUAUAUUACAAUUACUAUUUUAAAGAAAACACUGUAUGUUACCAAAUGUAAUGCACUCAUUAUUUGAACUAACUGAAUUUCAACCAGAUUUGCAUAUUGUGUCAAAAUUGGGUUGCAAUUCGUUUAGUUUUUUUUGUUUGUGUCCUUGUUGCAUUUGGACUUUAAUGAAUAAUGCUGAUCGCAAAUGCACAGCUUUUUUUUUCCCCUUUAACAUCCUAUAAAACAUAUUUUUUAUGAUCGUCUCUUUUUAAAAUGGAUGUAAUGACAGACAUGCAUGUAAUGUUUUAUACUUUGUGACAUUUGGAUCUUCAUUUACAGAUAAAUUUAGAAAAGCUCUCCCAGAUUCUGACGAACUAGCUAAACUUCUGCCUGAUUUUGAGAAGCUGGGUGAAAGUUUUAGCUUAUUAAAAGGAUGGCUUUCAUCAGGUGAGGGGAUAAAUAUUUCAUCUCAUCAGUUGUAUUAGUCAAUUAUCUGUAUCACAUUUUUUGUUUUGUCUCAUUCAAUCUUUUUAAUUCUUGAUUUGAAACAUUUAUUCUGUAAACAAAUCUUCUGUUACCACCAAUAUUGCCCUUAUUGAUGGUAGUUAGAAAAUGUGAAACUGCACAUCCCCCCUUCUAUGCUGUUAACUGUGUGAACAUUUGUUUUUGUAUAAGACAAUGCUUGAAUUUUGAGUUUAUGGGAGAUGCUUUUACUCACACUAUUUGCAAGAGCACAUUAUAAUGUUUGCAAAUGUGGUACUGUAAUCCUCAAUUUAUUAUGUUGCUUCCAGCUUUAUAAUAUUCAGGCCAAUGUUAGCAUAUGGUUUUAGGGCAUGUAUGGCUUAUUUAAACUCACCAGUCCAUUGCAUGUGCUGUUCAUGCCCACAGGGUUUCCCUUGUAAGCCUUUCUUUCUCAAACCCCUUUAACAGUGGUACCUGCAAUAAGACUUGACGUGUGGAUCUGCCACAACUUUUCACAUCCUCAGUUCAGCACCUUAUGUAAUACUGAUGUUGCCAAAUUGGCAAUUUUCUGCCAACAAUGUAUACAUUUAUUAGAAUUCAUUGAUCGCACAAUUUAGUUACAAGUUGUGAGACACAACAAUAUGUAUUUUUAAUAUAAGUAACAGUCUCUGAAAAUUACUUAUAGUAUAAUUCAGUGUACAUUUUGCAUGACUCUCUUUCAACUAAUAUUUUCACAACUUUUGUAAGGUUUUGUUUUUAUGAAAAAUACCAAACGCUGAACAUGGUAAAUUUAAUUAAUUUAAAUUCACACAUACAUACAAAAUGCGUUAUCAUGUCUCACUUCUAUUACAUUACGUAUGACCAUGUAAAGGGUUACUCCAACUACCAUAACCACUUUUAGAAGUGGUCAUGUGGGUGGGCAUGUGUAUGUGCAGUGUUUGUAGUCCCCCACCCUCCGGCACAUGUCACUUAGCCUAGAAGUCUUUUCCAGAAUGCCGAAUGUCAAUUCUGUGCAUAUUUUACAUUUGUCAACAGACGUAUUGAGCUUCUCCUCCAGUUCAGCCCUUCCUGCGUCCCUAUACCUUUGUUUGUUUGUUUUUUUCCCCACACCCAAUCUCCCUUCCACUCCCUCUACUAGCCGGCUCAGAACGCACUCAUGUGCUCAGAGCCGGUGAUAUGGUCCGAUCAAAGCCUUUGAUUGGACCACACAUGGCACUAGAUUCCAGGUAAGGAAAAUACUUAAAAAAAAAUAAAAAGUUUUUAUUUUUAUAGAAAAAUAAAUAUGCAUUAAAAUAUAAUUGGAGUAACCCUUUAAUUUUUCGUUUUUAUUGUCAUUUGUAUAUUUUAAUGCAUUUCAGUUUAAGUAGCAGUGGGUUUCCUUUCCAGGUUUGCAACCAUGCUUUCACACUUCACAAUAUCCUUUUUUCCCCUUUUUUUGCCAAUCUUUCACAGGUCACAAUUUGGUUAGUGAAGUCAUAGGAGCUUCUGAUCUGCUACUGUUGUUAGGUGUGUAAAUGCCAUCUAUGUUGCCCUAUUAACACAAUUAUCUGAUAGUUCCUCUUAAAUAUCACAUUAAAUGGCUAAGCAUAAUACGACAUUAGCACAGGAAUUGUCUGGUGUGGUGUUGGGGGGAUUGUGUGAAUCUUAGCUGAUAUUUAACUUUUUAAAGAUGUCCCAUUCCCAUUUUUCUUACUUCUCAAUUAGUCCAUUUUGUUAUGAAAGUUGACUAUACCACUUAUAUUGCUGGCUGUUACUGGAAAGGAAGCCUCAGCUAUUGCAAUGUUUAUCAUAUGUCUAUAAUUGUAUUAAUUUCACAUAUUAACAGCAUUCAUUGCAAUUUGGCCUUAAAUGAGCAAUUCAUUUCUCAAAGGCCUUUACAUAAUUCUGUUUCACCUGUACUCCAACACAGUUUAUUCAGAUUGUGACAUGUCUUUCGAGUAUAAAAAAAAAAAAAAAAGGAAAUAAUCUAUCCGCAGCCAGUGAACAUUACAAUUGUCCACCCACCUGGUAUCUAGCUGUAGGCAUCAACCAUAUAGUGCAAUUCAAAGAAUAUUAUUAUAUAUACUAUAGACUAUUAAAAUAAAUAAUUGGAAAUAUCUUAUUGACACUUUCUGAUUGAAUUGAUUUAAUUUUUAAAGAUAAUCAUAUCUAUGACAUGAUAUUGUGCACUCUGGCUUCUUUUAUUUAGGUUCAGGAGGGGAGACUGCCUUUAAAGCUUCAGAUAGUCAAGGUUUUGAAAGUGAAAAACAAUACAAAAAGGUGAGAAAACAUUAAGUAGGUUUUUUUUUUAUUUAUUUUUUAUUAAAACAAAGUUGGUAUUAAAGAGACAUGCAUGACUUGACAAUUAUUUAUUUUUUUUAAACUAGCAAGCAAACACUUAUUAUAAACAAAUAUACAAACCAAAAUAAUGCAAGAAAAACUUUGGAGAACCCAUCUCUCUUUCAGAUCUACCCAGUUGUGACAGAAACAGGGCAUUAGUCUUGUAUUUCCACUUGCCAUAACUAAGUUCUAUAGAGAGAAACCCUACACUAAUGCCUGCUCUGCAUGAAUCACACUGAUCAGACCUUUUCACCUUCCAUGUUGUAAGGCAAAGUGAUGCAUGUCCGUUUAAGUUUUCACACUGUAACAGUGUAAGGUUGUUUACAAUUCAUAACAAUGUCUUAUAGUAAUGUACAUAGUCUUUUGCAAACCGUAUCUAUCAUUAUAGAGCAAUAUUUGAAUACAUGAUGCUAAUGUAUCCUGUAAUUGAAUACUAUUUCUAUUAUAUACUGUAAUAAAACAUCGUGAGAUUAGAAUGCAAUAGAAUUAAAAAAAAAUCCGUCUACUUUGGUAUUGUAUUAAUUAAUAUUAUGUUCAUGGGAAUAAGUACUAUAUAUCAGGGUUUUCAUCUUCUGUUCUUUCCUGGUGUUAAGAUUCUGUCAGUGUGCCCAGCGAGUGCGUAUGAAAACAAAAAUACAUUCUUUUGAUAGCUGAAGUUUUUUUAAAAACAAAAAAAAACAGGUGGUACAGCCUAUACCCUCAGUGGAGCACUGUAGGGGGUUCAUGCAAUGUUAAACACAAAUACACACACCAGGCAAGCUAUAAAAAAUAACAAUGAAAGAGCUGUCCAUGAGUGGUUCACUGGCAUUGCACCUCUUCCUGAGUUGUUUCAAAGCUGUUGUAUGCAGCAGACACAUACUCCAAGGAAACCAUGUAUAAAGUGGAAUUAUGAGGCAAAAUGUGAUUCUUUGUUGAGCUCAUUUGUAUACUCAUUUGUAAAAUAGGUGUUACGCUCACUUUGUUCAGAUCCUUAAAAUCAUUGCUCUGAGUGUAGCAGUUAUAGUACCAAUAUAAAGGGGAUGGCACAACCCCAAUGAAGAUUCUUGAGGCUUCAGAGGGCUUAUGAAGUGCUAUUAAAUUUAUUUAAGGAAAAAUGGUAUUAAAACAUAUAAAAUAAAUCAUUAAAUGAGCAAAUAGAAUAUAUACUUAUAUAAAGAAAAGUUCUGAAUAUAGCCAAAACACGUUUCACUACUCCUGGAGCUUCCUCUGUCAUCUGUGAUCUGAUACCAUGAAACUUCCAUAUUUUUAAAAAAUUUCGUCUAGGCCCUCCCUUUGGGUCACAUGUGUUGUCUGUUUGUCAAAGCAUGAUGUCCUAAUACCUCUUUCCCUUAAACUACAAUAUAUUCACCUGUUUCCCCAAAAUCAGAUUAGGUGGAUAUUUUUUCCACCGAUUUUGCUUAAUAUUUAAUUUGUGGUCAGUAAACGUGACAUUGCGGGAUAUCCUGCUCAUUACUACCUUCAAUGCACACGCACGGCCACAUCUCCCCCAAAUCCUUCUUCCUCUGUGACAUAGGAAAGGGGAGGUCCGGCUACAGUGUUGGCUGGGGUAGGCAGAAGACACGUCACCAAUACAUGGCGGGCCGCCCCCCAAGCACGUUGCAUAGCCGCAACCACCGAUUUCUUCCCUCUGUUAGUGUCCAAUCACAGAACGCUCUAAGGUCACGGUUGCCAUAUUAGUUAAGGAAAAAGGAAUGAAAGAGUAUUAAAUGGGUAUAAAAAUUUAUAAUAUAUAUAUAUAUAUAUAUAUAUAUAUAUAUGUACUUUAAUAGAAAAAAAUACUGUUUAUAUUACUUGGCUAAAAGCAAAUAUUAAUAAAAAAUGUGCAAACAAUUAGAAAAAAUGAUACAGUCAUUUAGAGUUAAGAAUUCUAUAUUAUGGCCAGGAAUUAAUGCAUUUUGCUUGGAUUAGCUAAGAUCUUUUAAAAGAUUUCUUCCAAAAAUCAAGGCCAUCGAUCCGGAAAGGCAUAUGAAAAGUUUACUUGAGUGAAGUAUGUUCUGGCGGCAAGUAUUCUGCUCUAGAGUUCUGAGUGAUUAGCAUCAUUAAAGGGACUCUCCAGUGCCAGGAAAACAAUCCGUUUUCCUGGCACGGCAGGUCCUCCCACCUCCCAUCCCCGGUUGCUGAGGGGGGGGAAAUCCCUUCAGUGACUAACCAGAGGCAGCGACAUGUCCCACGUCGCUGCUUCUUCCUCCGCUCAUGCUCCUCCCCUUCAUCACGCCGGCGGGGGAGACCUAAUGACCUGCUUUUCACUGCUUUCCUAUGGGGAUUUUAGCAACGCUGGAGGUCCUCACACAGCGCGAGGGCGUCCAGCGACGCUAUAGACCAGGAAGUGCCCUCUAGUGGCUGUCUAGAAGAAAUCUAGAAGACAGCCACUAGAGGAGUUAACCCUGCAAGGUAAUUUUUGCAGUUUAUAAAAAGUGCAAUUAUUACACUUUCAGGGUUAAGGGUAAUGGGAGUUGGCACCCAGACCACUCCAAUGGGCAGAAGUGGUCUAGGUGCCUGGAGUGUCCCUUUAACCUGUUUUGUUCAUGCAGGUAUGCCAGCCAUAUUUUUCUCAUGAUUCCCUGCAUGUGGAUUUGCAUUCAUAGACAACCUACAGGGAAUUAUGGGACAUUAAAUACUUGUAUUGUUUUUCAAAAUGGCAGUUUCAGAAGGAAUAUAAUUUGUACAUUCCAUUGCAUAUACUCAGAAGUUAGGCAUCAGCUGUAUUAUUGAAAGCAACCUGAAUCUUUGUUUGUCAUCCUUACAUUACAACUAAUGUAUUUGUAAUGACUAGGAAAUUAGGGCAUCUCUUUUGGGUAAGACAUCACUCACUGUUAUUGCUGUGUUAAAUAAAAUACAGGACUGUAUGUAUGUUAGUCAUAUAUGUGUAGGUAUGUAAUUUGUUUUCUUCUGUUUAUCUUUUUAUGAGUUAGGCAUAAGUUAGCAAUGCUGGAAAGCAGCACCAGUAUACAUUAAUAAAAUAAUAAAGAACUCUGCACACAGGAGCAUUUGCAAUGGCACACCAGUUGUACUUCACUUUGAAUAGGAUCUCAUAGAAAUAUAAGCCCUGUCACCAUUGAUUAACACAUAAACGAAACUUCGGACUCUCAGCGUGUUAACAUAUGUAUUCAGGACAGGUAUAUAAUGAGAAUACAACUAACAAAGUAUAAAUGUAACAUAUAUACGCACAGCCACUCUGUUACAUACUACCACUCUCUCUUAUUAAGACACACAAUCUCAUACAAACACAGCUAUUCUCACAUAACAUGACUGUCUGUAAACUUGUCAAAGCCUCAAUGUGGCUAGGGUUGUUGUAUAUUCAUCACUUAUCCAAGCUUGUCAAAUAUCCUGCUGCAUUGAAACAUUGCUGUUGUUUUGCUCUCAAUAAAGCUUCUAUUUUGGCUUUUAUCCUUGAGUGCCUCGAUCAAUAUUUACUUUCUCUAUCUGGAAGUGAGACCUAACCAUCCUCAGUCUUGAGCACCCUGGAGCACUCUUGAGCACCAGCCUGGAGAGUGCAGUAUCCAUUAUCUAUUCCACAUUGAUACAUAUACCAUAGACAAGAAUGAUCAUCUUCUGGUUGGUAUAGAUCCCACCUGGUCAUGGGCAGGGCUUACCUUUAGUUGCAGGCCGGCCUCUUCUUUGCAGCCUCAUCAACUUUAGAAAAAUGCAGUUUUUACUCACAAUUGUUUCCUGUGGCACCUUACUGCACAUUUGCAAGAUUAUCUGUGAAAGAGUCUGCGGGAUCCUCUUUUGUACUAUUGCACAUGCGCAAGAGACCAAUAAUGACAACUCCUGGAAGAUGAAAUUAUGACAGCACUGAAGGAGGACAGCUUUAAGGACCACUAUAGUGCCAGGAAAACAUACUCGUUUUCCUGGCACUAUAGUGCCCUGAGGGUGCCCCCACCCUCAGGGACCCCCUCCCGCCCGGCUCUGGAAAGGGGAAAGGGGUUAAAACUUACCUUUUUCCAGCGCUGGGCGGAAGCUCUCCUCCUCCGAUCCUCCUCUUCUCUUCCCGUCGGCUGAAUGCACACGCAGCGGCAAGAGCUGUGCGCAAGCAUUCAGUCCCGGAAAGCAUUCAUAAUGCUUUCCUAUGGACGCUGGCGUGCUCUCACUGUGAAAAUCACAGUGAGAAGCACGCAAGCGCCUCUAGUGGCUGUCAAUGAGACAGCCACUAGAGGAAUUAGGGGAAGGCUUAACCCAUUCAUAAACAUAGCAGUUUCUCUGAAACUGCUAUGUUUAUGAAAAAAUGGGUUAACCCUAGAAGGACCUGGCACCCAGACCACUUCAUUAAGCUGAAGUGGUCUGGGUGCCUAGAGUGGUCCUUUAAGGUAAGUAUGUUUCUUUAAGUGCUCCCAAGUCUGAGACCUCCACACAAGUGAACAUGUCGCUUUGUCAGGUCUUUGCACAAAAUGCAGAGGCCUGAAAAGUGACAGUUCCACUUUAAUUUUCUUUUCUUACAGUAUAUUAUUUAAUUCUUUAUCUGUACACAAAUAGGUUGACAAAUGCCUAUUUCUUCUGUUAAAUUUGCAUAGAAUACUUUUUUUUCGUCUUCUGUAAAUAAUUGUCUUUCAUUAAUGUGAUUUUAUUUUCCAAUAUAGAGGAAUUCAAAUGAUAUGUUAAAUCUCAAAGUUUUCACUACCUCUAUCACCAUUGGUGAGUGAAAAUUGAGUGUGCUAGUGUUAGAUUACCCAUGAUUAAACAUACUCUGUGUCACUGCUGUGUGACCCAACAGAAACUGUGGCUGUUAGUGGUAUAAGAAACCCAGCACAGUGUGUAUAUGUGCUAGGGAUGAAGCCCCUACCAACCACAUGGAGAGAUGAUUAAUAACAUCUGCCAGUGUGGUUAAAAUCAAAUGUGUGAACCUAAGUCCCUUUGUGAAGAAACAUAUUACAUAAAAUACCAUUUCAGUAUUUCAAUAUUCUGUUUUAAAUCUUUAUUAGUAAUCCAAAAUGUGUAUAUGUUUGCUUGUCUUGAAAGAGGUUUGCAUGUUAUAGGCUAACUAUAAGGCUUACCCUGGUCUCAUAAAAAGUGUGUGGUAGGCAACUUUGCCCUUGUGUUGACAUAUAGUUGUUAUGUCAGAGUAUAACAUAAAUGUUGGUGCCCCAUCAAUAGCUUUAUCACUGGGUAGAAGUAUAAAAUUCCUGGUCCUGUAACCAGGGCCAGCCUUAUGCCUUUAGGCCCCUGUGUGAAAAAUCUUUACAGCGCCCUCCUGGUCAUACCACUUCAUCCAUGUAUAGUGUGUGUCAAUAGGUGUAGUGUUUGUACAUGGGAUUUAUUAAAUUAAUAAUUAUUUAAAAACAAAAAUUAAUUUCCGCUUCCCUGUUGUUACCUUGCAUGGAGUGGGGGAUGCUGAUCUCAGGUGGUCCAGUGUGCUGGCAAUCUGGUCGGCACCUCCACCAGGUGCAGACCAUAAGUAACUGUCUUGUGAGCUCUGGCAUUUACAGUGUCAGAGCUUUCCUGUGGUAAUCCGCGGCAACAUUCUGAUUGGCCGGAGCUUGGAAGACAGCUACAUAUUGUAUUUUGUAUGACAGAGCUCCGCUGUUAUAAAUUUCAUAACAAUAUGAUGUAAUGGUGUUUGUGUGGUGUCUGUGUGUGUGUGAUAGGCAUGAAUGAUGGCUGUGUGUGAUAUGUUUGUUGUCUGUAUGUAAUAAUUGUAGUGAUUAUAUUGACUUCGUGUGAUAUAUGUAUUGGAUCAGUGUGAUAUUUGUGCAGGGUUUAUUAUCUUUGUGUGAUGGGUAUUUCAUUCAGAUAAAAAUAUGUAUGUAGGCCCAUAUGUAUGUGUGGAGGUGUGUAUUUUUGCAGAGUCACAUACACAAUUUAAAGGUAGCUACCCACACAAAGUUACAGUCAGUCAGUGAUACACGUAUUGGCAGUCGCACACAGUCACAGGCAGACAGUCGUAAACACACUGCUACAGACAGUUGUACACACACUGUUACAGGCAAAAAGUCACACAUACAUUUGCAAGCAGUAGCAAACACAGUUUCAGGGAGACACACACAGUAACAGACAGACUGUUACCUCUUUACAUUAUGGGCUGAGGGGGAAGCAGGGUAGUGUGGAGGUUGGUAUGGGAUGAGGGGACACAGUAGUUGUAGGUGGGGGAGCAGAGGUAGUUUAGUAGUAGGUGGGGUUGCAGAGGUAGUGUAGUAGUAGGUGGGGGAGCAGGGGUAGUGGUAGGUGGGGGAGCAGGGGCAGCGCGGUCAGCAGUAUAGGAGUGCUUUGAGCACCCCUCACACCUGUCACUAGGGGCAUGUGUGAGCUGUGUCGGUUGCAUGGCCCCUGUACUGCCAUGACCGCCCUGUGUGACCACACAGCUCACACACCCCUAAGGCCUGCCCUGCCGGUAACUAAUGCUUGACUACUGUAAAAGCAACUAUAAUGUGCGUAAAACACCUACAAUAUCCCUUGCAUCCGUUGAGACACAAGGUCACAUUGUAUAAAGCUAUCCAAAAGCUAAUCAAAUAAGGAUAUAGAUGGAUGAGACCAAUUACAAUUGAAUUGUUCUUUAAAUGCACAGUUCCAAGAAAAAGACACAUAUAUAUAAACAAUUUGUUUAAACUUCGGUCGUGUGAACUUCAUAUGUGUUUUGACAAGGUUAUAGUGGUCUGUAUUUGCAAACCACUAAUCUUCAUGGUUUUAGCAGUUUUUGUUUGCGUGCUCUAAGAGGAUUUUCUAGUGCACAUCCUACACAAAGUGGAAAUGGCAUUUUAAGACUCUGACUCCAUUUAACUUCUCUCAUCCUGGAUUCCUCCUUUUGUGGUUGUGCAUUUGCAUGUUAGUGACAGUUCAAAAUAUCCUAGGCUGCAUUGGAACAAAAUAUACAUAGAUACUAAUUUACCCACAAAAGUUUAAAAAAAACAGACCAAAAACCCUAUGAACCCAUGUUACUUUUUUCCAUCAAAAAUAAAAAUGUAUUUUGUGUUUGAUAUACCAUCUAAAGUUAGAAGAUCACCCUUUUCUGUUGUCAGUAUUUGUUGCUUGCUCAUUGUUGAAUUGGGGUUAUCACCAGGUAACUGCCUGUUGCUUCCCUUAUAAAUGGUUUUCUGUUCCCUUCAUAAAUGAUUUCUGACCAAGCCGGUACAGAUAAAUCAUAUGCUAUGUAGAUUUGCUGCAUUCAUCAAUACUACCUAUGUGUCAAGAGAUAAAGGAGCUAAACAACGAAGAAGUAACUGGACCGGUUGUCUGACAGCCAGAGAGGUGUAACAAGGCUCCUGUAUAAAAGUGACCGUUUCUAUUGAAAUCCACUCUUUUUGAAAAUGGAAAAAGGAGGACACACUCGUCACAAAUAAAGCACUUUAGAAAGCUAAAGUGCUUUGUGUUUAGAGUGUUCUUUUUACCAAGCAGUAUAGGCUUUUAACCCCUUAAGGACACAUGACAUGUGUGACAUGUCAUGAUUACCUUUUUAUUCCAGAAGUUUGGUCCUUAAGGGGUUAAAGGACCACUAUAGUGCCAGGAAAACAUACCCUCAGGGACCCCCUCCUGCUCGGCUCUGGGGAGAGGAAAGGGGUAAAAACGUACCUUUCUCCAGUGCCGGGCGGGGAGCUCUCCUCCUCCGAUCCUCCUCCUCUCCUCCCAUUCGGCUGAAUGUGCAUGCGUGGCAAGAGCUGCGCGCGCAUUCAGCCGGUCUCAUAGGAAAGCAUUUACAAUGCUUUCCUAUGGACGCUUGCGUGCUCUCACUGUGAUUUUCACAGUGAAAAUCACGCUAGCGCCUCUAGCGGCUGUCAAUGAGACAGCCACUAGAGGCUUUGGAGGAAGGAUUAACCCAUUUGUAAACAUAGCAGUUUCUCUGAAACUGCUAUGUUUAUAAAAAAAAUGGGUCAACCCUAGCUGGACCUGGCACCCAGACCACUUCAUUAAGCUGAAGUGGUCUGGGUGCCUAGAGUGGUCCUUUAACAAUAUAGGAGAGUGUGGUUUGAUUUUUGGAUCAGUACUUUAUAUAGAACAGAAUUAUUCACAGCGUUUUUCUUACUUGCAUUUUCCCUGGAUACAUCAGCUGUCGGUAAGAAAGGAGUUCUAAAAUGUACUCUAUAUAUCAGCUGGAUUCAGCAUUGAAUGGAAUCCAGCUAGUUUAGGAUGUUUUGAGACUACAUGGCAUUUUUCUUGAUAAAACCACAUAGACCAAUAAAGAUAUGUAAUCUAAAUCAGAUUUGCGUUGAUUGCUUUUGGGUAGGUGUUGGGGUGUUUUCCUGGGGUGUUUUGGGGAUUGAUGCAACCAUGAAAGAAAAUCUGACUUCGUAUUUAAACAUGGUAGUCCUAACCUGUUUUUCCACUACAUGAAACAAUGAAUUAACCAAGCAAGAACCUAUCAUGUUCGGUUUUCCUUGCUUUUUUUUUUUUUUUUUAUUCCCUCCAGCCCUUUAUUUUUUGAGUGUAACACAAGUUUUGAAUACCCACGUGUAAUCUGUGUAGUCCUUGUGUUUACAAAUAUCUGUUGUUUUGAUGUAUUUUAAUAGCAUGUUUCAUGGCAGGCAUGGGAAAUCUGUGGUGAUCCCAAGAUUAUAGCGUUAAGGCAUCAAGAUUGAUGAGUAUCAUGGGUGUCGUGAUUCUCCUGCAGCUGAAUAGUAACAGUUUGCCCAUGCCUGUUCUAGAGCGUAGCAGCUAAAUUCUGGAUCCUCUGUGUCAUUACGCUUAAUUUAGACAGUAGAUAUACGUUUCUCAGCAAAUGUCCAUCUAUGUGUUUGUGGUUAGUUAUAUGGAGGCUAUUAUCCUGCUCACAUACCCAAGGUCUUUUCACGAUAUUCCAUCAUACCAUCUUACAUACUUUGAAGAUUUGCCAUUGCUACUAUCCUGGCAUCACGUUCUGCUUUGCUUUGCGCUCUAAGCAUGCACUCUGCAGAUAGCGGCAGGAUAGUUAUUGUGUUAACAGCUGUUGCAAACUUACUUUUAUCUGGCUAGUACUUAAACAUUUAAUGUGCUGCAGUUAAAGCAUUACAGCUUUUAAAUAUAUAAUAAUGCAAUUCAUGUGAAUAUUAAGAACCUGCAGAAACGCUUUUGCUUGGAUACAGAGGAAGUGAGUGUAACAUUUAACUUAACUUAAUAGCAACAUACACAUAGUUGCUUCUGUUGUUUUUUUUGUAGUUGUAAAACUCUUGAUACAAACGGGAUACUAUAAGUACCAAAACAACCUUUGUUUAUUCUAGUCAUUUUAUGUAUAGAUCUUGCCCCUGCAAUCUAAAAUCUCUGUCAUUUAGUAGUUAAUUCACUUUAUUUAUACAGCCAUGUAAAGAGAGAUAUGUUUAAACUUUUUUUUACCUCACAUGGUAUUUAAUUUAGAGUUUUUUUUUAAUUUUUUUUAUUUCUUGCUCUGUUAAUUGCCUGUAAGCACCUGCAGGAGCCUGCUGAGUGUGGUUUAAAGUUCAAGUAACAGAGCUGUAUGUACAAACUUCUAUAAUAUAUCAGAUGUGUUGUUACUUCUGAUUGGAAAUGAAACCUUUUUUUUCAUGUAGCAUGUGGGAGGUGUAGCUACAGCUGCCUAAACAGAAGCAAAAGUGAUUUAAUUCCUAAAUGGCAGAGAAUUGAGCAGUGAGACUGUGGGGGCAAGCUCAUAUACCAAAUUCGCUUCAUUUAGUUAAAGUUGUACUGGUGCUUAGUGUCCCUUUAAAAAAGAUUAAAAGUCAUCUAAUGUUCAUUUCUUUAUUUUAGAUACUAUCACUCUUCUGUUAAGUGCAGCACUCACCAGUCUGUUUCCAUUUUGACCCUAGGCAUUUCUGUCUUCUCAUUUGUGUUUAGCUUGCCCCUUUUAUUUUAUUUGAUUCCCAAUCACGUUUUUGUCUUCCACCUUCACCCCUUCUUUCUCUCUCUAUGAACUCAUGGCAGGGUUUGCUUGGUGAACUCAUUCUAUUACAAGAGCAGAUAAAGCAGCACGAAGAAGAGGCACGCAGGGCGACCGGGAACAUUAACACAGGCACCUCACAGCAAAAGCGCAAGGUGAAGCUUCAUAGGACGCUGCAUGCAAUGAAUCUAAAAACCUGAGUGUCAGAAUGCUGGGUAUUCAAACAAAAAGAUCUAACCUUGUUUGAUCAGUCCUAGUCUGAUAAAUAAUCUAUCCUCUUUCCAAGCAUGAAUACUUUAAUUUUCAUUUAUAGCCACUACUGGAUUGAAAGUGCUUUAUAAACAUGAUUUGAUACACUUUAAUUGUGAUUUCUCCCUUUAGUCUAUUGUAGCAGGUUUUCUCUGUCACAUGUAUAAAUUUACUUCAUUUUUAACAGGGAUACAACUUGUGUAUGUGGUAUUAGCGUGGCAGCCAUUCUUCAACUUUAUCAUUAAGCAUAUUAAAAUAAUUUCUUAAUUUUAAUAGACAUUUUCCGGUGUCAAAUAGGUCUCUGUUGUACUGAGAAAGGAAUUGCCACUACAGUAAACAACUUAUUGCUGGGAGAUACCUGGUUUUGGUCCACAUAUCAUGUGCCGUCUUCAUUUUAAAUGGUAUCUAAUAGUGAUGUCCCGAACGGUUCGCUGCGGACGGCGAACAUAUGCGGUAAACUUUGACACUGUACCUCACAGUCAGCAGACACAUUCCAGCCAAUCAGCAGCAGACCCUCCCACCUCCUGGACAGCAUCCAUUUUACAUUCAUUGUGAAGCUGCAUUCUUAGUGAGCUGUCCAGGUGGUGGGAGGGUCUGGGAGGGAGGGUCUGCCGCUGAUUGGCUGGAAUGUGUCUGCUGACUGUGAGGUACAGGGUCAAAGUUUACCGCAUAUGUUCGCCCGUCCGCGGCAAACCGUUCGGGACAUCACUAGUAUCUAAUGUUAGCUAUUCCAAAACAGACAAGCUGGAAAAAUUUACGGAGUUGAUCAUCUUUCCACUUGUGCUAUUUUGGCCUACAUUUUCCAAUUCCAUUUAUAAUCUUUAUAACCUCAUUAGUCAUUGUGAAAGAAAGCAUGUUUGUGCCUCCACAUAUGUGCUUCCUAGUGAAUAGUAAGAUCCAAAAGACAUUUUAUCUGUAAUUCUUAAGGGACAUGGAAUGCAAUUUGUGCAUGUUAGAAAUGUUUCCAUUUUCUCCCCAAAAAAUAAUGGUGGAACAUAGUGUGCAUCGUAACACCUACCUUAUUGUAGAAUUUAUGGUGGCCAUAGUCUUUGGAUAGAGUCCCUCUGAUUAUUGUGCAAGUAAGUAGUCAUUCAAAACAUGUAUAAACUAAUUUGUUGAUGAUUAAUGGUACACUCCAUGCGUCUUAACCCUUACAACACGCUGCAGUAGUUAAGGUGUUAGGAUAUCCCAGGUGCUCUCCAAUUGUAAGUAGUCAAACCGUUUCUGAAUUGUUUAACUUCUUACCUGGGGUUCAUCGUGAGCCACACCCUGCUGUCACUACUUCAUACAAAGAGCCAGAAGUUCUCUGUCUGAGCUAAGCCAGCUGUGCAGCGACAGGUAAGAAGUCAAAAUGUUUUAAAACUAAAUACUUAGCAUGGUUGCGACAGGGCACUCCUUGCAUCAUAACCACUACAGCACAAUAAGAUGUUACUGUUCCAACCUUUGGGGACCUACUGAAGUGGCUUAAGGACCUCAUUUAAUUUCUGUCCCAGAGGAUAAUGGAACACUCCAAACCUCUAAAGGCUUUAGCGUUUAAAACCAUGUCCCCUCACUAUUUAACAAGUGCGGAUUUCAAGAGAUAUUUGGCACUUUAUAAAAUGUCUAAUACACCCUCCCAGCUAUCAGUCGGGUAGCCAGUAAGGUGCUCUUCCUGAUUGAUCCAAACAAUGCUCAUCGCAGAGAAGCAUUGGAUUUAAUGCCUCUUUAUUAGAAGCAUUGCAAGCGAAGCUAACAAAAGACUGUGUAUGUGCCCUGCAUCCCAAUGCUUUUAUAUUAGAAGCAUUUGUUUGGCUUGGAGAUCAUCAGUACAAAAAAUAUCCUGCCAGGUAGAUGAGAGCUGCGCUGGAUUCUAGACUGCGUUAAUAUGUUUAUUUAGGGGAGCAAGGAAGCCCAGGAAACACCCCAACACUCCAGCAUUAUAUAUAUAUAUAUAUAUAUAUAUAUAUAUAUAUAUAUAUAUAUAUAUAUAUAUAUAUAUAUAUAUAUAUAUAUAUAUAUAUAUAUAUAUAUAAAAGUAUUUAUUUAUAGAGCUGAAGUGUUCCUUUAAGAAACACUGGUCUAUUGCAAUGUGUAGAGCUUUAAAAUUCUGCACAAAGUUUGAAUUCUUAUUUAUUUCUAAAUAACAAUCAUGGGCCAAAGUCCUAAAACUAGAGCAGUAGGAACAUUUCACUGGUUUCUACUUUUAGAACUUUGAAUUGUCCUUGGAACAAAAAGCCUCAUGUGUUUUCCUGACAACCACACUUUGAAUGCAGCUAAUGUCUGUUGUGGGAUCUUAGGGGCUUUCACUUUUAAAGCUGGGAGCUGUUAGAGCACAUAUAUGUUUGCUGCUGAGAUGAUGUUGGUCAUGUAAAUUAUUUAAAUCUUCACACAGCACAUACUGAAAGUCUCUUCCAUAUCUCUGCCCAUACUCCUCCUUUUUUUAUUCUCUCGCUUUCAUACCUGUUUUUCUAUCAAAUUCCCUUCCUUUUUACUUUCCAUUGUUCCUCAUAUUUUGUUUUACAUCAUUUCUAACAUUUGUCACAUGUUAAUAUCUCCUGUUGGACAGUGUUAGCUGUAAUUGCAGCCGCUUACCCCCGAAUAUAUCCUGCAUUGUAUUAUGUGAUUUGAAUGCAUAUUGACCUGCAUGGAUUGCGCGCAUGCUGACACUGAGUGUCCCUGGUGGUACCAGUGCCAUGAAUUCACCAUUGCUGCUUUAGAGGAUCUCUUCAAGGAAAUAAGAAUACAAACCUGCAUUUCUAAUGCUAUAGUGUCCCUGCCCCUACUCCUUUCCAGAUCCCCCCAGGCAAUAAAAAAUAUAAAAAUAAAAUCCAGUGCUGAGGCUUCUUUGGUACUGCUUAGACCUUUUCCCCUUGCAAUAUCAUGGUAUCAUAGAGGAGCGUAGGGGACCUAAAAUGGGUGACCAGUGCCACACGCGCAUUCAAAAUUCCCUAUAGGAGAGCAUUGAGUCAAUGCUUUAUUAUGGGGCUUACACAUCACGUAAUCCUACAGUUAAUAUGUGGUCAUCUGGGUAGAUGAGAAAUUGAGAUUUGUCAAUAGAGCAGCUAGUCAUUGCACUAAUUGUAAUAGUUAACUCUAGGAGAGGAUAGAAUGUAUGUUGUGUACAGAUUAAAGAUAUGGUGAUAUAAUACUUAAUAAGUCCUGAUGUUCUGGAUAUAAUGCAUAGUGAAUGUGCAAUGGUGCUGCCACCACAGGGGGCAGUUUGGUAUUGGAACAUGUAAUUGUGAAUGCUAGAAAGUUGUGGAUUAAAGAGAUUGUUGUACACAGAAGGCAGGAUUUUAGAAAGUAGGUGCAGGGCAGUGGGGUGGAUGUUAUUUGAUAGUUGUUUUUUAAUUGGACUGUGAACAUGUACGUUUUCUUUGUUUCUAUGGGGAAAGAACAAGUAUUCACGUUUUGCGGGGUGCUUGAUUAUUUUGAUUGGAUUCAUUAUUAAGCUUAGUUAACAUUGGGGUAUUAUCUUUCAGAGAUGCCCAGUGCUAUUAUUUAUUUUAAUCCUCGCUACUUGUCUUCUGUCAGUUUAUUUGUAAAUACUACAAUCUACAUUGAUAAAUAAAGGGUAAUUACUAAGUAGGACAGGAGAAAUGUUGUAAUUCAUAGGGGUCAUAGGGGAAAGUUCAGCAGAUCAAGUACAGUGUUCUUGUGAUGGUAUGUGAUUUAUCACACUGGACUAGGUGCUGGAAGUUAGGACAUAACAUAUUUUUUUUCAUCCUUUAUCAGUAUUGUUUGUUUGUUGUGUUUUUUUUGUUGUUGUUUUUUUGGGUGGGGGAAGGGGGGUUGCAUGGUAUGUUUGGGAAAGAGAAAAUCACAUAAGUGGGCAGCAGCUCAUUGUACGUUAGUGGGAAAGGAUCCUGUAAAAGCAUUGAGGCAUGCAUUUCCUUUAUAUAAUAAUAAAAAGGCACAUUAGUACACUGGAAUACAAUAAUGUCUGAGAGGAACAUUUGUAGAAAGUUAAAGAAUUCGCAAACAGUGGGCAGUGUGUGCUUGUGAUGGGGACCACAUUCCAUACACCUCAGCAAUAUAUGUGGGAAAGCAUACUUAGAUGAGGUAGUCAAGAAUAUUUUAAGUAGCUGUGAGAUUAGUAAAUGUAUAUUCUUAAAUAUAUAAUUUUAGGAGUAAAGCUUUGUAGUUUGUGUUUUUAUCAAUGUGAGGUCCAUAAUAUAAACUGUAAAGUGGAGAGAACGUGAAAUGCUACAAUCAAAGGCAAGUCUGUGUGAAGUUCAGUAUUAUGGUAUUAUAACCAAGCAAAGAUCUUCUCUUAAAAUGAUAAAUGAUUGUGUGGUAGGCGGAUUAUAUAUGUUAAUGUUGAUUUUUCAAAUGAAGGUGGGGUAAAAUAGGUUUGGAGAUAUCAUGGAACAUUCUAAACCUUGCCUUAUCUGAUUCCACCAUGCAGUGACCAUGUGGGAACGGAAUUCUCUUGGUGGAUCCUAUUAUGGCUUUGAUUAUAAAUUAUAUUAAUAAAGUAUUUUACACAUUGAUAGGCAAAUAGGGUUCAUUAUCUCUUUCUAUUCAAGGUCUCUGACAAAGAAAAGGUUGACCAACUACAAGAGGAGCUCCUGAAAACUCAAGUAUGUAUCAUUCACAGUUCAGCCAUUUAUUGCUACAAUAGCUAUUCCUUCUAAAGCUACAAUUACUAGUGGUAGGUUUUACACAACACUAAUAAAGGUUAUAUAUUAAGGGACACUAUAGUCACAAGAACAACUACAGCUUAUUGUAUUUGUUCUGCUGGGUACAAUCAUUCCCUUCAGGCUUUUUACUGUCUUUUCAGAGAAAAUGCAAUGUUUACAAUACAGCAGUAGUGUAGCUAGAGCUUUUGCCGCCCCUAUCUCGACCCACAUCAUGUACAAUGCAGUCGCAGAUGUCCGUGGCUGCACCAGACAUACCUCUUUUAAGUACCCAACAAAGUUUACAACCGUAACAAGCUUUUUUAAAGAUAUGCAUGCAAUUCAUUGGGGGCAUAUCAUCUAAACAGUGAUUUUAUGGGGGGUGGGGGUUUGCCUAUUUGAGGAUCUGUACAGGGGAGGGAGAUGGGGCUAUCAAGGAGGUAGUGGGAGAGAUGAUCUGUGCAGGGAUGUGGGCUGUGCAGGCAAGGAGGGGAUCUGUGCAGGGGAGGGGGACUGUUAGGUAGGCAGCGGGAGAGGAGAUCUGUGCAGGGGAGGUAGGGGGACUGUCAGGGAGGCAGUGGGAGAGGGGAUCUGCGCAGGGGGUGGAUAUGUACAGGGGAGAGAGGGGGGCUGUCGGAGGGGGCUGUGCAGGGAAGAGCAUACAUGAUGUUUCUGCCAGGCUGCUCUUCCUCUUCACUCCGCAGGACAGGAGGCACUGGAAGUGAUUUCACUUCACAUCCUACUGCCCCGCCUCUCCCCUCACUCACUGCACUGCUCGGAGGAGACCUGGCAAGCAGAGCAGGAUCGCUGUCAGGUCUCACUCAGAGGGUGGGGGGAGGGACCUUGCCGCCCCCAAAAAAGUGCCACCUGGGACGGAGAGCCAACCACCCCUUGCUACUUGCUACGCCACUGCAAUACAGUCUAGUGAUAACUCCACUGGCCACUCCAUAGAUGGCUGCUGGAGGUGCUUCCUGGGGAACCUGCCUAGUGUGCAGUACUGCCAUUCAGUGUCUCUACCCUCUGCAUGAACUUUUCUCAUAAAGAUGCAUUGAUUCAAUUCAUCUCUAUGAGGAGAUGCUGAUUGACCAGUGCUGUGUUGGCUCUGCCCUUGAUCUGCCUCCUUGACAGUCUCAACCAAGCUUAUGGGGAAGCAUUGGGAUUGGCUCAGACCACCACUUCUGAUUGUCAGCAGACAGAGGCAGUUCACAGGCAAACAGGGUCAGAGCCAGGAGCUGCAGACUUCAAUACAAGUAAGAUUUUACUAUAUUUAGGGGGCUAGAUGGUGGUUUUAACACUAUAGGGUCAGGAAUAUAUGUUUGUGUUCCUGACCCUAUAGUGCUCCUUUUAAAUAUAGUGUGAAUUGUUAGGAAUUCUAAGUUAUUUUCAGAUUUUAGACCAAAAUAACUGAAUUAAAAACAGAGACAUAUUGAAGAGUUUUUCCAAUUGGGCUAUUUAUUAGUACUAGCAUUUAUAAAGAGCAAUCAUAUUCCACAGCACUGUACAUUUUACACAGACUAAUUUAAAAGGAAGAGGGCCUUGCCCAAGAGUUGAGUUCUUGCCACAGAACAUCACCCUUUAGUAAAUAACCCAUAUGCGUGAUGCAUAUUUCCAUAGUCACUAAUACUCUAGACUAGAGAACAUUAAUGGCUUUGGCACUACAGAUGUUUGUGAACUACAUUUCCGUUGAUGCUUUUCACCUUAAAAGCACUCAAAUUUAGUUCAAAAACCUCAACGGUGCUAAUGUUUGUCUACACUGUUUUAGAGAGACUAAAGUCUGCCAGAGCACUAGGGGGGAAUGAGGGGGAAGGAAUAUAGUUCACAUGUAUCUGCAAUAUCAGAAUUUGCCUUUACUGAAUGUGAGACAAAAAUCAUUGUUUAUAUUUUUAGCUAAAAUACCAGCGAAUUCUUGAGCGGCUAGAGAAAGAAAACAAAGAUUUGAGGAAAAUAGUACUCGAAAAGGAUGACAAGGGAAUUCAUCAGCGGAAGAUGAAGGUGAUGUGAUAAAAUCGUGAUGACAUUCUCACCAGUAGGAUUAUAGUUAAAUCUUUUUUUCCCCCAUUUAAAGGGAUACUAUAGGCAUCAAAACAACUUAAUUUUAAUGGAGUGGUUUUGGUGUAUAGAUCAUGCCCUUGCUUUCUCAUUGCUUAAUCCUCUGCCAUUUAGGAGUUACAUUAAUUAGCUGAAAUACAUUUUGGUACCAUGACAGUCUAACCCUGCUAUAUUAGGCUCAGCACCGAGUGAGUGGCACUUAUUUCCAUUGUGUUAUUGUAUAAAUAUUGCUAUGUAUUGCACCAUGAUAUGUGUUUAUGCUUAACUUUUUAGAAGUGGGAUUCUUUUGUAACAUAAGUGUGGUAAUAUUUUAAAUUUAUAUAAUAUUUUAUUAUUGUUGGAGUGGUUGUGCGCUAUCACCAAUUUUUAUGUUUUGGGAAUUAAUUGAAAAUAAUUGGAUAGCAUAAUUUUUUGUUUAUAUAUACAGUGGGACCUCGGUUUACAAAUGCCUCAGUUAACAUAAUUUUCAGUUUACAAAUGAAAAUCCAUUGAAAAUAAUACCUCGGUUUACAAUUUUUUUUUCACAAUACAAACAACGUUUCCCAAGGAUGCAGUGCACCUGGGUGGUUUAUAGCACCGCCCCCUGCAUGCUGGAGCCUGUGGGUAGCACGUGGCAUUGAGUGUGGGGGUGUUGGAGAGGCUUUUGCAUCGAGUUUUGGAGCCAUUCUGGAAAUUGUUUGCAGUUGUUUUUGGACUUUUUGGUGCAUUUCUCAAGCUGUGGAGGUAGGGAGCUGUGCUUCGUCGUUUGAAUGCCUUUUAUUGUAUGUUCUGCAUUGUGGGUUGGUUUCCAUGCCAGCUCUUUUUUUCUGACCUCCAGAACGGAUUAAUUGGUUUUCAAUGCAUUCCUAUGGGAAACCGUGUUUCGGUUUACAAAUGUUUUGCUAUAAGAAACGUACCGGAGAACGCAUUAAAUUCGUAAACCAAGGUCCCACUGUAUAUGCAUAAUGCAAUUUUUUUCAUAAGAUUAUAUGGUAAAACUAAUGACUGUAAUCUUUUUGUGUGUCUUGAGAGAAGCACAGCAUGCAGCAUUGAAAUUACCUUAAUGCAGUCUUAACCAACACUAUCCGAUAUUUUCCGAUAUUAUCUUCUAGAAAUCCUUGAUUGAUAUGUAUUCAGAAGUUUUGGAUAUAUUGUCUGACUAUGAUGCAAACUACAACACUCAGGACCAUUUACCAAGGGUAUGUAUCUAAAUCAGUAUGGGCAGCAAAGUGUAAUUAAAUGCAGAAAUGUACACAAGUGUGUUAACCUAGAAGCCUGGAACUGUAAACUGCAGUCUUGGCCUUUUUUUUCCAGUCAUUGUUAUAAAAACAGCUGUUGCACCUGUCAGUCAGCAUAGAGAGAGGGCGUGAAACAGAAAGGGAAGAUUUCUUAAUGUGUUGUUUUAGUAUGAGAAAUGGUUCAAAGUGCUAAAAGUGGGGCAAUUGCCAUGGAAACCAGUGAGAUCACCUAGUGCAUUCUAUUGUUGAUGCUGCUUCUUUUACAAUUCACAUCACUUUACGGGAAAGGACACAUUGUUAAAUCUCACCCAGUGUAUCUUUUUCUAUUCCUCCUAUGCAUGUGUGCCUUGACCCUGGCUGGACUGAACUGGAUUGUUAAAGACUGCUAAAUCUUGAAAAUAUAUUUAAAAGAAAACAGAGCACAACACAAAAAAAGGUUAAUACAAUUUAUAGAAGAUUGUUAAAGGAACAUUAAAACUGUAGGAACGUGUGUUCCCAACGGUUGAGUGUCCCUGUCCUUAGUUGUUGUGAGCUACCUUUUUUUUGUUUUUAAAUUAAAAUUUUAAUCACCUUUUUCUAUUGCCGAGAUACUGUGUUCCCCCCCACCUUCAGAGACAUUAUGGAAGUGGCAUGGCCUCUUCCGCCGAUGUCCAAUGCAGUGCUACUCAUAGAGGAGCAUUGGGGACCUAAUACACAUGCGUGGUGAGUGCUGUGCGGACAUUUAAAACUCCCCACAGGAAAGUAUUGAAUCAAUGCUUUCCUAUGAGGGCUUCUGCGUCUGUGUCGCAGAAUCAUCUCUAGUGCUGUCAACAUGACAGCCGCUAGAGGAGGAUUUAACCCUACAAUGUAAAUUUGCAUUGCAGAAUUAAAUGGAUCUUACCACUGCACCCAGGAAAUUUCAUUGAGAUGAAGUGGCCUAGGUGACUUCAAUGGUUCUUUAAUAUUUUAUAAGUUGUGUAAUUUCCAAAGAAGUGACAGUUUUUUCCCCUUUAGAAAACUCAUGGCAAGUUGCUAAAAUAAAUAAAUAUGCAUGGCCGAAAUAUGAUGCCAUAUUCUUAGCUUCCACUAGAGGUCACUGCAUUAUAUAACAUUUUGAAGUUUUGCUUGUUACUUUUUGGUACAUGGUGUAAUUUUGUACAUCUAUACAAUGAAAAAUGCUCAAAUCCUUAUAUACCAUCAGUAAACCAAUGAACAAUCAAAUAUCAUUCAGAAAUUUGCUAUAUUGCACACACUAGACAGAAAAGUAAACUUUCAAAUCCAGUGGAUCCAAUGGAUCAAUUAAUCAAAAGCUUGAUACAGUAUAGAGUAUUCUUUUUAUAUUUUCGACUAUAUCCGUAAUCAACCCAUUUUUGUAAUGUAUUUUUUAGACAGAAAAUGUGUUCCAACACUAAAACAGAAAUGUAUAUUUAUUUUCCCCAAUAAGUAAAUCAUCAACCUGUAUAUCAUUCUAUUUGCUAAAAUAGGCUUUCAAAAUUGUAAACCUGUAGUUAUUGAUACAGCUUUAAUUACUAGCAAAAGAAAAUUAAAUGAGGUCCUCCCAUUACCUUCAAGGCCAAGGAGUGCCAACUGAAAGCCUCUGGGGCAUACACAUAUAAAUGUCAGUUGGUCUUUCUGUCAGUUGGUUGAGUUUUAGUGCUUACUUUUCUUCACCAUUGUUUACCCUUCAUUCAGAGGGUGUGUGUUAUUUUUUUAGGUAGCCCUAAACUCAUAAAUAAUUUGUGAGGCCAAGAUCUUAAGGACCACCUGGACACCUUAUUCAACUACUUCCAUAUAUUAGCAUUAGUGAAUGGGAGGUAUAGGCCACAGGCAGUGAGCUUUCCCUGGCCAGUAUAUUAAAGGGAGCUUUGUAAAAACCAUAACCGAUAUAAACACUAUAUCUGCCGAACCAUAACCACUACAAACACUACGUCUGCCUCCUCAGUGUCAAGCCAUUUGCCAAAAAAAAUUAAACAUUGUGGUUUCUCUAAAAGGGUUAAAAUGACAAGGCCACUGCACCCAGACCACUUCAUUGAUAUGAAGUGGUCUGGGUGACUAUCAUGUCCCUUUAACCCCUUAAGGACUAAACUUCUGGAAUAAAAGGGAAUCAUGACAUGUCACACAUGUCAUGUGUCCUUAAGGGGUUAAGGAAGUAUUGAUUUAGAAAGCAUGCUACAUUUUCUAGGAUUUAUAUGCAUCUUAAUUAGAAUUUAGAUUCUUGUUCAAACUUGGAAAAUUAUCUUUAAAAAAGUUCUCAUUUAAAUAUAGCACUUUUUUUAAAGGAACACCCCAAUGGAAAAAAAAUAUAUAUUUUUUAAACAAUUUAGUAUAUAUAUCCCCAAUGAAAACGUGCAUGCAUUUAAUACUUCUUUUUUUUCAUUGGGGAUAUAUCUAAAAACGGCUUGCAAAUGUUGCAGAUCGCAUGUCUUCAGCCUUUACAAGCCCUCAGACCUUCUGUGGCUGUCCAAUCACAGACUUCCCAAUGCAGCUCAAUGAGAACUCUUUGCAAGGCAAGUCUUCUGAGCAAUCAUCUGUUUAUUGGGUUUAUCUCUACCAAGUUAACCAAACCAGGAAGUACCAGGUUUGUCUUUGUCAUUUAUAAAUUAACAAUGUUAAUUUAUAAAUGAAUUACUAUUGAAAUCUGCACUUUCUGUAAAAUGAAAAAAGAAAACACUCUCUUCACACUUCAGCAAGCUGUUUUCAAAGAUAUUAACCAUUGCAAUGCAGUCAUUAUAGGAUAGGUCUUACCCCAAGUAAAUACAGUUAAAUGUUUUUAAAGCUUUGUCCUAAGUUUGAUUCUGUCACAUUUCAUGCUUAUAUCUAGAAUUGACUAAGCCUCAUCAAUCAUUAUUUUGAAAAACAUUGUUGUCUCAAGGAAGCAUGAAAUGUAAACAUAAAGUUGCAACAUUUAGGUUAAAAUAACUGAUUUCUAUUUUUUGGGAGGGGAAAGGGGUGCAUUAUCUUUUUUUUUUUUUUAACAUGUUUAAGUACAAAAAUUAGCGGCAUUCAAAUAAACAAUAUCAAAUUCAACUGAUAUUUGGCUCACAAUGAGCUAUUCUCAGGCAGAUUUGCACUAAGAUGUUCUACUGUGACAAAAUUACAAUUAAAACGCACAGAAUGGGAUUAAUAGUGUUUCAUCAUUACAGGUGAUUGUAGUUGGUGAUCAGAGUUCAGGAAAAACAAGUGUCCUGGAAAUGAUUGCCCAGGCCAGGAUCUUCCCUCGUGGAUCAGGAGAGAUGAUGACUCGUUCUCCAGUGAAGGUACUUCACAAAAAAAAAAAGAAUAUUGGGGAUAUAGUAAAAUGUCAGUCUUGCAUAGCCAACUUUUAUAAGUAACCUGAAAGUUCAGCUGUUGGGAUUGAUUACCUUCUUUUAUGAAAGAAAGAUUAUUUUGCAUAUGUUUGUAAAUCAAUUUAAUCAGUGUAGCAGUGUAGAGUUUUCAUUGUUCUUUGAGUGUAAAUGUGUACUGUACAGUGUACAUGUACGUAGAUUCCUACUUAAUAAUGUACACAUAAUUGUGUAUAUUUUUUCACAUUUUCAAGAAUUGCCUGUGACAUAAAGGCAUUAUGAUUUAAAGGCCUGACAUAUUUGAAAAUGAAGGCGUCCUUGGGUACAUUUGACACAUUAAAGGGAUAUUAUAGGCACGAACACAGGCCCUGUAGAAAAGCGUUGGAUUGGCUAAAAUAAUUUCAUUUUGAUGAUGUCAAGAAGGAGGCGGAUCAGGGCAGACUUGCGCAGUGCUGUAAAAAUUGUAGGUUUUACUACCUUUUAAGGGCAAGCCACCUAAAGAGCAAGCCACCUAAAUGGUGGUUUUAACACAAUAGGGUCAGGAGAUCAUGUUUGUGUUCCUGACCUUAUAGUGUUCCUUUUCAAAAGUUAUUUUGAAACUGCAUGCUGUAAGGGACCUGCGAGUCCACCGCAAAUGUGGGCCUGUGCGCCCGAAUGGUCGACCUAAAAACGCUAUGCACAUGUUGUGCUUUGGUUACUGUACCCUAAAUGCAUACGGAGACCUGCGAGUCUUAAUGUGACUUACUUUCGACACUGUAAACCGAAAUAACAUAUUUACAAAAAAAAAAAGUUAUUUUGUAAAGGAAAACUUUAAUCACAUUUACACUUCUUGUUUUUUUAAUACAUUUCAUAAACAUAACCGUUGUUUUUCUGUUGUGGAUAAAAAAAAUUUAUUUUUUUAUUUUUAUUUUUUUUAAAUUAAAACUUUUGUAUUCUACUGUUGUCUUCCCAACUGAUGCUUAACCAAGAUAGGUUCAUAAAGAACAAUCGCAGCAGCAGGCAAGUUAGAUUGAGCAACAGAUGGUCAAUCAACAUAGCUGCUCACUAGAUAUAAAGUGACAUUUUCUCAAAAAAAUCAAUAUACAUAAAUUAUUUUUUUUUAAAGUUUCUUUAAUUGUAAUAUACUUAAAAAAAAAAAAAGUUCAAAUUUGAUGACCAUUUCCUUUAAGUGGAGCAAUCAGCACACGCAUUCAUUUAAUUGCCAUUCUGAUUGCUCCACUUUUAGAACUUUAUUCUAGAGUUGUUGUCUGCAAUUACCAUUAGUUUUCAUUUGACUACUACUAAUUAUUAUUUUCUUUUUCUUGAGGUAACUUUAAGUGAAGGUCCACACCAUGUUGCUGUGUUUAAAGACAGUUCACGGGAAUUUGACCUAACCAAGGAAGCAGAUGUACGUACACAUAACCUUUUUUUUACGCACAUUUUAAUAUUUUGUGGUGUUGUACCAUAGGAAGGUAAUUUGUAUGUGAAGUGGCCAUAAAAGCCAAACUAGAAAAAAAAUUGAGUUUGAGAUUUUUUUCCCCCCAUUUAAUAUAUAUUGGCGUAAUUCCUUUGACAUUUCUGGACAAUUUCAAUUUUACAGAAUGGCUUGCAGGUGGUGCAAGCUGUGUUUUAAGCUUCUAUUUUACUUGCACAAUGUUUGACUUGGCUACCUACCUUUCUAUAGGAAGCAAAUACCAUUGUUCAUUAUAAAUUAAUUUAGACAUGCAAAAAUUGCAUGUUAAUUUCUUGCUGUCUAUAGUCAUUAAGUUUUCAUUAAGAUUUAAGAUAAGGUUGUGCCAUCAAUUAGAAUCUUUAUUUUCUUUGUGUAUCUAACAGCUUGCAGCUUUAAGGGAUGAAAUAGAGGUUCGCAUGAGGAAGAGUGUGAAGAAUGGACAAACCGUUAGCCCUGAGGUACUCCACAAUUUCAAUUAACAUUCUCAUAAUCUACAUACCAGUGCAAUUUAAAAUGAAAUAAUACAAUUCCAAAUGAGAAAGUAGACUGAUAUAAUGGAACUUACUUUGAAAACUGUCAUCAAUCUUUAUUUUCUUGCAUAUCUCAUUCGAUACACUUUGUGAAAUGCAAAUUAUUCAUGUAUCUCCAACUAAUGUAUACUUAUAGCAUUCCUGCAACACCUAACACUAUAUAUAUUUUAUAAUUGUUUUCAGACUAUCUCCUUAAGUGUGAAGGGUCCUGGCAUUCAGAGGAUGGUACUUGUUGAUCUGCCGGGAGUCAUCAGUGUAAGUUGCUUCAGUUUGCAAUAGGCUUUAGUACAUGUGAGAAAGAUUAUUACGUCUUAUCUUUUCCUUUCUCAGACGGUAACAUCAGGCAUGGCUCCAGAUACCAAAGAAACAAUCUUCAGCAUUAGUAAGGCUUAUAUGCAGAAUCCAAAUGCUAUCAUUCUCUGUAUCCAAGGUAAGCAAUUAGAACUUGACAGUAAACCCAAGUUACUAUUGUGAUCUGAGACGAAAUUCAGUGCCAAAAAGUGAUAAACUUUUCCAUUAAUGACUAUAUACCUUGCACUGCCCCAGGAAGAACCUGUAGUAGCCAUCUGUGGAGUGGCUAGUGGAGUUAUCCUUAGGCUGUAAUGCAAACACUCUGAAAAGAGUGCAAAAAGCCUGAAGGGAAUGAUUAUACUCACUAGAACAAAUACAAUAAGCUGUAGUUCUGGUGACCAUAGAGUCCAUUUAAUAGAGUAAUGCCCUGUGACGGAUCGCCUGGCACCCCGACCGGGUGCCUCCGCCAAUCGAUGCUCCUAGUGCUCACCAAGCACUCCACCAGACACCAUCAGCACUGUAGUCCCCACUUCCAGCGUUACAUCUUGCCUGGGGUCUCUCUGUCCCCCACCCACCCUGGACCCAAGGCCAGGAUCCAGUUUCCAGUGGGUAGACCUCUCCUCCAAGAGAGUGUAUCAAUAUGCUCUUAAAAGAGAAAGUGAUUAUAAUCCCAGGGGAGUAUAGUGAUAUAGCAAUCCCCAGAGUAGAUACAGCCAUUUCCCUACACAUGAGAUGAGGCUCUAUGUUGAGGGUAAGCAGGAACUCGUUUAAUGGUAGCCACAACUGGCCUUAUAUGCAAGUCCCCAUGCAAGGGGCACUCCCCCCGGACCUGAGAGUAAACCACAGUAGAAUCAUAUACACAAUUACAUUGGCUCUCAGAUCCAGGACACUCUCAUACAAAACUAGGUCAAUCCCUCCUCUGUACCUGGGAGAUAAUUGAGUCAAGUACUGUAUUAACUCAAUUAUCUCCAGACACAAAAACACACAUUUUCAUAAACACCCCAAAAGUACCUCUAAAACAAAUGGCCACAAGUCACAUCCCCUGAUAGCCCUGAUUUGGGAGACCAAUAUAUCCAAAAAUCACCCAGAUUGGUUCGGGAUUUCCAUGGAAGUCAUAGUUUUGACCAACCGUCCACAUGUUCCAGGGAAUUAGGGCUAAGGGUCAGCCUCUCUUUUUGGAGUACAAAAGUACAUAAAUCACAUACAUUUUUAAAGGGCCCAUAGUCUUUUGGCAAGAGGCUGGCCAACAGGCCUCUCCAGGAGCCUGUGGCGAGGAUACUUUCGCCACAUGCCUCAUUAGCAUUAUUCUAUAUGUCCUCCUGAAUAAAAACGCUCAAAGAGCAUUUUAAAGUAAUGUUUUACUUACCUUAAUUCAGUACAGGGCAAACCUACCAGCGCUGCCACUACGAGAGCCUCCAUGAUGUCCAACCAAAGGCUUCUCAUAGAGAAGACUUUUAAUGAAUGAUUAACACUCAGAGUGCAUGCUCAUGCUCUGAGUCCGCAAGGGGAGGGGAAAAGGGAGAGAGGGAAAAGAGGAAGAGGGACCAUGGAGUGGGUAAAAGAAUAUAGCAGAGGGGAUCGGGAGGAAGAGGGGCAGACAAGAGCUUCCCCAUGCAAGCUCUGCACAAAAUUGACAUUAGGCAGUCUUGAACACAAUUCUGGGCUGCCAGUGUCACAUGUGCUGGGAUUGCAAUUAGCCCAAAAGCUCACAAUUGCCAAUAUCUCUGGUUGUACAGUGUUCAAACUGAAACACUGCACAUCCAGGCUCCUUCCACCAUGUGCACUUCAAAAAUCUGAAGUGGCCAAGGUGGUUAUAGUAACCCAUAAAAAAAAUGAAGUGACUUAUUGUUUCUGCCCAAUUUGAUAACUAAUAUGAUGUGAUGCUGUUUAGCAAGUAUUUAUUAUUGUAACCAUAGCAAAACAUAAGUUUGUGAGGGCUGUUCACAAAAAAUUGAUUUGUUUGCUAACUGAUCUGAUAAUUGCAUUGUUUAGGACAAAAUAACAGAUCAGUUCAGAUCUAUGGAACUGAGGUCAGUUCCCAAUUUAUUAUUAUGUUGAUUAAACAUAUUUUAAUACAAGUAUGAACCCAACUAGUCUAUGAAUAGAAAUACAUCUUCACCUUGUUCUCAGAUGUCAUAAAAUGUUUAUGGGACUACUUUAAGAUGUUGAUAUUUUGAGAGUUCUGGAUUUGGACAGGACUCACUAUACCUUUCACUUUUGCAGAUGGUUCUGUGGAUGCAGAGCGAAGCAUUGUAACAGACCUUGUAAGUCAAAUGGACCCACAGGGGCGACGAACCAUCUUUGUUUUAACAAAAGUUGACCUUGCAGAGAAAAAUGUAGCUAGUCCAAACAGGGUGAGUUUUCUAGGGCCUGGGCGGAUGUAUUUUGUGUCCUCGUUUGUAUUAUCAUUUGUAAUGUUUUGUGUUUACAUUGUUCACACUGCUGCAUAUAGCAUUUAUUAGUAUGAUUUUUUUUUCUCCAAUUGUAAUAUUUAUUGAGAGUUUCACGUAUAGUAAAAGAAAAGUUCCCAACAAUAUCAGUAUAGUCUCCAGUGACAAUAAAUAUGCAUGAAUAUUUAGUUAGUAUAAAAUGUUUUGCUUAAGUCAAACAGAGUGUUGAACAAACAGAAAAGAAGAAAACAAAAAAAAAAUCACAGGGAUUAAUAUUUAGUCCAUUUUUAUUUUGUAUUUUUUUUUUUUUUUAGCGCAAAUAUGUUAUCUGUGUUUCAUGUAUUAAGGCUAUUUUGCUUUAUCACUGUUUAUAUGGUAUGUUUGCAAAAGGCUACUCUUUGACUAAUUUAUAAUCUAUUUAAUUGUUCGCAAAUAUUGUGGAAAACAAUGAUUUUUCCUGUUUUGUAGAUUCAGCAGAUAAUUGAAGGCAAAUUGUUUCCAAUGAAAGCUCUUGGGUAUUUUGCCGUGGUUACAGGGAAAGGUAAUAUCAAUUAAAGGUGUACAAUACCUAAAAUAAUGUUACUAGAAAAACACUUUGUGAAAAAAUUCAUAAAAAAAAAAGUCAUUUAAAGCAUUAAAUCCUUUACAUUAUAAUGCCUUCCAUAUUGCAAAUAGUUGUGCAGAACCAAAGAUUGUAUAGAUUCCUGCAAUUUCAAUAUUUUGAAAAAAAAAAGUUUUUGUAAUGUAAUUUUUAAUUUUUGUUGUGCAUGGUGAUAAUAACAUACAAGCUCGGUUGCUCCAAUAGCAGUCCUCAAGCAUCUUUUCAAGCAUAGCAGUAGGAGCAUUAGGAAAAAUCGGCACGUUUUAAAGUAUAAUAACAUUAGCAUAAUAUCAGUAAUCGAUGAGAGAGCACAUUUUUUUUAUUGUUAAGUACGUCUAUAUGUUCUACGUUAGGCAUUUAAACAAGAAGUUACUGCUAUCCAUAUCACUAGUUAAGCGUAUGUUUUGUGUAAUUAGCAUGGAUUACACAUAGCUUAACAUGCCUACAGUAUACCUUGUGCAAGCCAAACAGAAUAGUAGCAUUAAAGGUAGGAUUAAAUUGUACAUGCAAAUGGAACAUUAUUAAUACAAUCCGGCUGUGUUCACACGUCUAGAGUGGGUAGAUUCAACUAAAUGAAAAUAACAAUGUUGUGAGACUUUCUAGACAUAUAGGUUGGUAGCAUAAAAAUAUUGUAUUCAAACAGGUUAAGCAAUACACGUCUAAGCAUACUACAUUUUAUACUUUCUCAAGCUAAUCGAGUGAUGUGUAGAGUAGGUGCAAGAAAUGCUGUAGUGAUAGAUAUGCGCUGCCUUAUGAGAAAUCCACUUUAACAGAAAUACAGGUGGUGCCACUGGGUGCCAACAUCAUCUGGGGACAGUGUAGGAAAACAUGGGAAAGCAUCACUGGUGACUGUCCACGAAGAGGUGGAGCGCUGUUGUCCCUGAGACAACAAAACAAAGCAUAACAGCCAGCCAAUUCCUCUCAUAUAGUGGGCACUGCCAAUGUAGUAGCAAUGUCACAAGUCCCAGACAACUGAAUCCCGCCAGCCCCAGGUUUCAAUACAGUCCAUAGCGCCACACCCACGAGUCUCGCUACAUGGAACGUCCAGGACUUUGUCUCUAGGGCCUUUGCCAAGGUGUUUUACCUUGCAGACAAUAGUGAUCUUCUAAAGGACUGGGUUGUGCUUGUGGAGGUGUCCCCUAUUGAACCGCGGCCUGGGAAGGUAGCAUUACAUAGCAGGACCAAGUCUCAGUUCCGGCUGUGUCCGUCGGGGUACCAGCCUCUUCGCCGCCAUUUUCAUUGUUGCUUUAGCACUGUGCCCAGUGGGCAUCUGCUUGGUGUCAGUGUAGGCGAGAUCCGGUUAAACUGCUAGUGUGGCUUCUGAUCGCACUGCACGUCGCUUGAUCCUGUGCCAGAGUUGUACCCACAGUCUCUCAAAGGCCUGGGAUAUCCGUUCCUCCAUUGUGUCCCAUACACUAGACGCAGGAAUGGCAGCAGGCUUUCCAGCGGCAGCCAUCUUGUCAUGCUGGUUUCAAGUAGACAGCUCUACAGUUUCUGUCGGCUCCAGGGCGCAUAUGAGCAUGUCUGCACCUCUGUGCGGACCGGGAUAACCCCCACUGAUUUGGGGGGGAGAGGGGUAGGGUUAGGAUCCGCUCCAUGGCUCAUGGAGUGAGGAGAGCGGCCGCCUCUCCCCGGCUCCUAUGCCCUUAGGCCGCAUAUUGUGGUGUUGCCUCCCCGUAUCCAGUAGCGUUGAGAAAGGUAUCCCCAGAGUCGUCCAUUUACUCCCCCACUGCAUUGAGUUCAUGUUGGGGUGAUUUCAGGCUCAAGGUCUGGGGUUCAUUCCGUUUUUGUGACGGACACCGUUGGAGCUCUCUCGGCAAUCGUCCGUUCGGCUCGAUUGCUAAGCUCGGUCCCGUCCCCCGUCCCCCCAAUUUCAAUAAUUUAAACAAUCACAUUGCAAAUAUUAUAUAUGAAAUAAGUGUACAGGCAUGGUUUCAAUAUUUUUCUCUUGGUUUAUCUAUUCAUUGUGUUAUUCAAAUCACUAGCAAAUAUACAGAUUAGCAGUUUAAAAAUCAGAUUUUCAUAUAGCUUUCGUGGUUCUGGAUCUUAUGCUGCCCAGCUAGCCACAAAGAAUGCACAUGAACCUGAUCUGGCCACUUCAGUGACUUGCACUGGUUAUGGUGCUCGGAGUCUGUAUGUGCAACACUUGGCUACAAAUGACAAAACACACAGAGUUUUAACCUUUUGCUGCCAGAGGUGUAACUCCACCUCCAGCAGCGUCAUUGGGUUGUCAUGGUUAAGCUCAAUUCUGGGAAAACAAGCAUUAGAAUUAAAGAAAGUAUGGGUAACCAAUUAAUGUACAAAGGGCAUAAAAACCACCCCCUUCAGUGGUACAAUUGUAAUCGUAUAUAUUAAAGUAAUACCUGCACUCCUAUUCUCAAUAAACUAUAUAGUUUCAUUUGAAUUAUGUUUUAUUAAUGAUCAUGUAAUAAAAUUAAUUUCUUUUUGAGAAUAGGAGUGCGGGUAUUUCUUUAAUAUAAUCUCAAUUCUGUGCAUAUUCUAUGCACAAAGGGUCAUUCAUCAGCCGAUGCUCUCCGCCAUUGAAUGGCCAAUGGGAUCCACAUAUGGCCUCUGCAUCUUUGCAGAAUCUGGAUGCACAUCACCUACCAGCAGGAAAGGAACUUUGGUGCCCAGCAGGAUCCAGAAAAGAGUGUAAAUCUUUACAAAAUGAUUUGCCCCAUUAUUAGGGAAUGGUGCCAGGGUAUUCCAGGCAUCAUAACACUACAGAGGGCUGUAAACAGAAAUCAUAUGAAAAUAUUGAACAAUUUCCUUACUGUACAUUUGCUUAAUGUUGAUUGUGUUGACAACAAAUAGGUGAAAUUAUUGGGAAUUAAAAAAACAUUUUCAUCAGUUUAUGCAAGCUUGGAUCCCCUUUAAUGCUUCAUCCCAUAAAAGGCUGUGGGAAAAAUAUCUAUACACUAAAAAAAAGCAAGGCAGAAUCUAUGUCAGGAGACAUGGUACAAACAUAUAGGUGUUUUUUUGUUUUUGUUUUUUUUAAUAGGCAACAGCAAUGAAAGCAUUGAAUCAAUUAAAGAUUACGAAGAGGAGUUCUUUCAAGCAUCCACACUUUUAAAGUAAGUAUCUUCCAAUCAAUAAUAGGCUGCAUAUUUCUGGCAUUUUUACAUAUUUCGGGAAUUAUUUUUGCCUCCCCUGCGUGGGUUUUUUUCUCCUGAUUUGUUUUUGUCUUUGUGAAUCAAUCAUAAAUCUUAACUUAAAAAAACCCAAACAUUAAUCUGCAUCUAAUAUUUAAAUGAUAUUGCAGUGUUGGCAGUUAUUUAUGCUAUUAUGGUGUUAAUUUUGACAAGUUAUUUUUGGAAGUAUGUGUACACAGAAUGUGCUACAUAGUGGAAAUAAAAUGAAUCAAAUGUUCUGCUGUCCAUUACAGAGUACCUGUGGUGUCACCAGCAGCACAAGAUGCAUUUGUUUUAAAUGGCAAAUCCAAUGUGGUUGCAGUCAUGUGUAACAAAAGGGUGUUUUGUUUAAAUCCUGUUUUGAUUUAAACGUUCCUAUGUAUGGAAAUACAAUUUGUAAAAUCUGAAAUGUCACUGAUUUCCUUUUUCAUCCUCUCCAGAAAAGGAAUGCUCAAAGCACAUCAAGUGACCACCAAGAAUUUAAGUCUUGCGGUUUCUGAUUGCUUUUGGAAAAUGGUUCGAGAGUCUGUUGAACAACAGGCUGAUGCUUUCAAAGGUAAAGUCAUUGGGAAACACUCAGAUUUUCUAAUGUUUAGAAAUUAGAAGAUUAUAAUAUUACUGAUUUUAUAGUAACAGUGCCAGUACUGAGCAUAAAUGCAGAAGUUUGCUGUGUAACACAAGUGAAAUGCUAGAAAAUGACCCCUUUCCUAGAUUGCCAUGGUUUGUGGUUAAACAAUUCAAAAGCAGUGCGCACAAACAAAUGUACGUAAGUCACAGCAAAAAAAGAUUUUAUAUUUAACAUAUAAAUAACAGUAAAUGUUUAAAUAUAACAUCAACAAAUUGUUCAGUGUGUGCUGAAUAUGACAUUACACAGCAGUUAUUCAGAUACUUUUAGCAUUAUGAUGUUAAUGGAAUUAUGAGCAAUAAGAGAUAAAAAAUAGUGUUUGAAUAUGGCGUUCUUCUUUUGUCUGUCAAUUACUUUAUUAAUAAUAUUACAUAACUGUAUACUUGUAAAACAUGUAAAAAAUUUUGGCUGUAUAAAAAUGCCAAUAAUUUUAUUUAUUUUAUUUCUUUGGCAUUAUAAACUAGUUCAUAUCAUAAGCAUGAACUUGCCACUUCUAUAUCAGAAUUAAUCUGUGUAAUGAAGGUUGCAGGUUCAUGAUAAACGGUAUUUGUUUGUUUUAAAAGCUCAAUUUGGUAUUUCUGUGAUAUGUUGCUGGUAUCGGUUAAGUUCUACAUCUUUUCUUUUUCUAAAGCAACUCGUUUCAACCUUGAGACGGAGUGGAAGAAUAACUACCCCAGACUACGUGAGCUAGACAGGGUAAUGACAUAUAAAGCAUUAUUCACAUUGGGUAAAACCAAAUGCAAGCUGCAUGUACAGGAAAUCAUAAUUCAUACCCCCUUCAUUACAGUUGAUUUGCAAGAAAAGUCAGGAGCGAUGCUUGCCUAAUCAUUUGUUAUGAAAGAGUUAGCUUUUUAUAGAACCGAAAAUGUUCAGAGCUAUCCAUUACAAAAUCUAGAACUGCCUUGAUUCUGGUGUUUAAUCUUUCCCCUCAUGGAAUGAGUAGGACUAAUUCCAUGCUAUUAUAGGAACACUCACGCUAUUAAAGGAACAUGCAGAUACCAGGCCACUGUAUUGUUUAUGGGGCCAGUAGUGUCACAGCUCUCUCCAAAGUUAAGUAUUCAAACUGUUUGACAAAAUACCUGGGGUCAGCCAGUCACUUCCUCUGCUGCAGGAAGCAGUAGCACUGAGUUAAGUUAGGAAGUGCAGGUCUUGGGUCUAUUGUUAAAAUUGCUCAGCUGAUGCUCUCAAUCUAUAAACCGGCCCUACACAGCAGGACUCAGUGGUGCUAAAUAAAGGUCCUAGCAGAAGUCCAGUUCCAAAAGAGGCUUGGACUGAUACCCAGCAGACCCUAGGUAAGUUGUCAACUGUUUGCAAUCAGUCUGACUACUUUUCCCAGAAGGGCAUGUUUUCCUCUGCUGCUGAAAUCAAGGGCCCUGAGAUGACCCCAGCAGUGGAGGGCUUAGCUCAUUGGUGCAGAAUGUUCAUAUGAUGCUUUCAGCCAAUGACCAGCCUUGCAUUGCAGCGCUUAGUACAGUGGAGCUAACAAAAGCUCUACAACAUGCUGCAACCAGUAUGACCGCUUACCUCAGUAACAAGCCAGAGUGAUUAUGAUGCUUGGAUCUAAUAUAAUUAAAAUGGUUAGUGCUAGCAAAACAAUCAUGUCAAUUUUAAAAUUCUAUGCUGCAGAAGGGUUACAGCCUUAUCAAUUGAUUCCUAUUUCAACUGGCUUGCUUUAUUCAUUUUUGCUUUUGGCUAUGAUAUAUGAUAUCCUGUUCACAAGGAGAUGUCAUUAUUCAACCUAGACCUAGAUUUCUCAAAAGGAGAUUAUAUACACUGUAUUGAUUUCUUUCUUCCAACAAAACAAUGUAUUCUAUAAAUUGCACAGUCUCCUAAAAUAGUUUUGUGUCAACUGUUUGUUGUAGAAAGCUCUCGAUAAUGGCCAAUAGAAAUAUUAGGAUAGCUAAUAGCUGCUUCAAACUGAAAUACAUUUAAUAAUACAUUGCUGAAUUAGGUGCUCUAUAGUGGUUAUGGUGCCUUAGGGUCCUUUGACUUUGUGUGAGUAGUCAAAUUAUUUGUAGAUGGCUUUUUACCUUUUUUUUGUCACUGCCUCUAUGAGAGCCGUAGGGGCAGGGCAUUUUCUGAGAGCUGUCCUUGCACAGUAUGGUUUUGCUGAAAAGAACUAACGGAAGCUCAGUGCCAGAGCUUCCACCUUUCCAUAGAGGCAGUGAUCAGCACCCAGCAUACUCCAGGUAUGAAGUCAAACCGUAGGCAAACUGUUUUCAUUGCUUACAUUGCAGGGGGUAGAGCACUCCUGGCACCAUAACCACUAUAUGCUGUAGUAUCCCCCUUUUAUUUUCUUUGGGCAUAGGAUGUUGAAAACCUGAUAAUGUUAUUUAGUGUAGUUGUUUGUUUGCACAUGUCGAUAGUGAAUUAAAUUCCUUUCUUGUGUCUUUCUUAUAUUAGAAUGAGCUGUUUGAAAAAGCAAAGAAUGAGAUCCUUGACGAAGUGAUAAGUCUUUCUCAAGUUACACCAAAACACUGGUAAUAUAUGUUUCAUGGAGUAAAAAAGUUCAUCACUUGCUAUCAUUGAUAUUGCAUUGCUGUCCUUGAGGUAUGGCAGAAGUAUCCAAAUAUCUGCUAAUUACCUUUUUUUGUGGUGGUUUUAUGUAUGUAUGUAUUUUUCCUGUAGCUGACUUAAUCCUAAAUUAUCACAUCUCAAGCACACAUAAAACAGAUGAGUAAUUUAGUAUUAGUAUUGUACUGUACAUUUUUUUACAUUAAAAAAGUUUCAAAAACAUGAAUAUUAUUGUACAUCAAAAUUCAUAACAUUGGUAACAUAACCAUAAGAGUUAUACAAAGUUAGAUCCUUAUACUGUAUACCUGCACUUAAAAUACCUAAACUAGUAUAAAGGAUAGAGAUGAAAGACUACAUAGCAGUGAUGUUGAUUAACUGAUCUUAGGUGACUGGAGUGUCAUCAUGUAUUGCAUACAAUAACAAAAAAAGCUAUUUACUUAAGUUUUUGUCCCACAUUGAACACAAAAUGAUAUAUAUUCUUAUUAUAACAUUGUGUAAAAAUCAACCACACUUGAACAAGAUUUGCAUGUGAAUCAGAAUUAGCCAGCAGGCAUACAUUUACAUAAUAUUAUAUAUAUAUAUAUAUAUAUAUAUAUAUAUAUAUGAUGCAAGAAAUUAUCUUAUAAAGCACCAAGCAAAAAAAAAUAAAAAUAUCUAUCUAUAUAUAUAUAUAGAUAUAUUAUAUAUAUCUAUAUAUAUAUAUAGAUAUUUUUAGUUUAUCUUUUAUUUAUUUUUUUGCUUGGUGCUUUAUAAGAUAAUUUCUUGCAUUAUAUAUAUAUAUAUAUAAAUAAAUUCCAUGAUGUCAGUCUCAGAAACUCCAAACACCUCUUACACGGUAGAACAUACAAUAGUAUGUAUUUCCUUUGACAAGCUCAAAAAUAUUUCCUAAAGUUUACCUCUCUUAUAGCUUCUGUUUGUUGGAUUUUGUAGAACACUUGCUUGGAUAAACAUAAGUCCCAUCAGCUAUCAUUCAUGAUUUUCAUUCGUAUUUUUUCAUGUGUGAGCUGUAACCAACAGGCCACUGCACAAGUAUGUGUGAUGCUGUGUUGAUCUGUACAUUUCACGCCUGAUUUGUUCAGUAGUAUCUGCUUAUACUUCUUAUCACGGCUGAUGUAUGUAUCCCUUAAACCCCUCCUGCAUAUUGAAAACAAAGGAGAAAGCGUAAUUGGGUGAGAGGUCUUUCUGGCAUCUGCAGUUUUGUCUUAAAAAGCUGAAGGUGAUUGAAAUUGCAUUAGAUCAGUGGCAUUGUGCUUGUAUGUUUUUAAUCAUUUUUAGAAUGCAUUGAAAUGUGUGCUAUUACAGCUUGGAGGGUCCCUUUUACUAUUGUAUAGUCCUUUGGCGAUGCUUUUUGCUACAGAUGUUAUCAUAUUUCUUUCUGCUGAUACUUGCAUAAACAUUUGCCAUGCCAGGGAAUUUUUUAAUAUUUUGCAUACACCUUUACCUAUUCGUCAAUUUAUGUUAGGGAGGAAAUUCUCCAAAAGACUUUGUGGGAACGAGUCUCAACGCAUGUGAUAGAGAACAUCUAUCUCCCAGCAGCCCAGACAAUGAACUCAGGCACUUUCAACACCACAGUAGACAUCAAGUUGAAACAAUGGACCGACAAGCAAUUGCCUCAUAAAGCAGUAGAGGUUUGUACUUCUCUAUAUAAAUGUCAGUGGUUCCCUUAGGGUAUUAUACUAGCAAAAUUACUUACAGCUAUAUAUUGUUAAACAGUUUUACUUAUUCCAAUUUUCAAUAACUGAAAAUAAACUGUAGAACAAGACAUUUGUAUAGAUUUACUCCAACCCUUUGGGGGAAGGGGGGACCUUUUCGGUGUAAUGUGCCCCAUUGGGCACUAUGAAUUUGCUCCCCAAUCUGCUCCAUUUUCAUCAAAAUCUGAAAAAAAAAAGUUUGCAACUUACCUUGAAUCCAGCACUAGGCGAAUUUCCUGGAGUAGACAUUCACUGAACCUCCUUAUGUCACAGGACCAAACAUGUUUCAAUCACAGGCUUUUCAUAGAGAAGCAAGUGAUUGGACUGUUUUGCAGGCUUAGUGUGCAGGCACACCAUCUGAACCAGGGAGAGUAGGGAGAGAGAGUUUUUAUUUUUUUUUAAAAGGGCUAUUCAGUUAGCAGAGGGGAGGACACAUUGGGAGGGAGAGAAAAACUAUGUUCAUAUUGCAGUUACUUUGCCUGCUUAAUGAAGUGGUCUGGGUGCCAAGUCCAGCUAGGAUUAACCCUUUUUUUUUUUUUUUUAUAAACAUAGCAGUUUCAGAGAAAUGCUAUGUUUAUAAUAGGCUUAACCCAGCCUCAUUGACAGCCGCCAGAGGCGUUUGCGUGCUUCUCGCUGUGAAAAUCACAGUGAGAAGACGGCAGCGUCCAUAGGAAAGCAUUAUGAAUGCUUUCCUAUGAGACUGGCUGAAUGCGCACGCAGCUCCUGCCACGCAUGCGCAUUCAGCCAAAGAGGAGGAUCGGAGGCGGAGAAGAGGAGGAGGUCCAGCACUGGAAUAAAGGUAGGUUUAACCCCUUUCCUCGCCAUCCAGCCCGGCGGGAGGGGGACCCUGAAGGUGGGGGCACCCUCAGGGCACUAUAGUGCCAGUAAAAAAAGUGUUUUCCUGCACUAUAGUGGUCCUUUAAGAAGUUACACAUGUUGGGGGUUCAACUUGACCACUGCACACAUUUUAAAAAACUCUGUAUGUGCAGUGUUUCAAGCAGAAACUCUGCACAUACAGACUCCUAACACCAUAACCACUGCAAAUCACUAUGUUGGUUAUAGUGGAUGAAGUAACCAUUUAAGUAUUGCUUCAUUAAGUUAUGCUAAAAUUUACUUUAAGUUCUGAUAAGCCACGAGAAAUUUCUGCUUGUCCACUUCACAUCACUUAAAAAAACUAUGAGAAGCAAUGGUGUUGUAUUGGCAGCUAUAAUAUGAAAAUGUGCUGUGUGUGCUCAAUUCUCCUUUAUGAGAAGCAUCUGAUUGGACAAAGUUAUCAGUCUUGAUGAUUUCACCGAAAUCUAUGCAGUGAGGAGAUUGUCCUACACUGGAAUAAAGGUAAAGGUCUUGGCUCUACUGAAGUGCUCUUUACAACGGCUCCCACUGGUUCUUAAUUAUUGUGCUUAUUAAUUAAAGUGAGAUUCUGAGGAAUGGAUUAAACAUUUAAUUUGUGUAUAAUAAUCCUCUUCUACCUUGUUUUAUGAAGCAAUUUGUACAUAGACGUACAUUUGUUUCUGGGACCAACAAGUUACCUGCAAUUUUUACAUUUGUUUCUUCCAAUUUAGGUGGCUUGGGAUACUCUUCAGGAAGAAUUUUCACGUUUCAUGACCGAGGAAAAAGGGAAAGCACAUGAUGACAUAUUUGACAAACUUAAAGAGGCCGUAAAAGAUGAGGGCAUCAAGAGGCACAAGUGGAAUGAACAAGCAGAAGACAGUCUGGUAUUUCAUCUCAAAUAUAAUGUUUGUGAAUGUGGAUACCUUUACUUUGAAAUGUAGUGAAUUAGAAUCUGAAUGGCAUUUUGAAAACACUAAGCAGAAAUCUUGCAUUUUUGAAUAAUUUGUUAGCUCUUUUCUAGUCAAAGCUUGGCUAUUUUAACCUAGAUUUUGCUUUUGGGAUUUAAAUUUGCAUGUGUUGUGAAUAAACACCAUGGUUUUUGUAUCAUACACUGUAAUAAUAUGUUGAUUUUUUUUUUUUAUAACUACCUAAUGUUUCAGAUAUUUACCGCUAGCAACAAUAGCGGAAGCUGUAUCUUUACUAUCCUGUGUAUGAAUUUCUUAUGAUUUUUAGUCUGAAUAUGUAUUGCCAUUUAUUUGUACAGAGAGUCAUUCAGCACAAUGCUUUAGAGGACCGCUCCAUUGGAGACAAACAACAGUGGGACGCAGCCAUCCAUUUUAUGGAGGAUACACUGCAGAGCCGCUUAAAAGACAGUAAGUGUAUUAAUUUGAAACAAGUAUGAAAUUAAAGUUUUUAGAACUGAAGUGGAAUAUAUGUGCUUAGUAAAACUGGUGGUGUUACUGUUAUGUUGUUGUUUUAUAAAUCACAUGUUUUGGAUAGUUAUGCCAUUGAAUAAUUCUACUUGUUAUCAUUUCAUAUUUUUCAGUAGAAGAAUCUUGAAUAUCAUAUGUUGACACAUAUUUGUGACACAGAGUGAAAUAGACCUCUUACUGCCGAUGAGCCACUUAAAUCGGUUUGGGUUUUUAUAAAAAGUAGAGAUUCAAAAGAGAGAGUCGUGGGAGAAGAAAGGAGCAGGCAGUAGAAGUCCUAGAGGUUGCCACAUAGAGCCCUUUCCGACUGGGAAAAGGGUUAAAUGCUGUUUUUAGGUUCAGGACUGGUCCUCAAGCCUAAUAUCAGUCCCCCUGUUCCUGUUACAAAUGUAAACAUUGAUGGGUCUCUGAAACAGCAAUGCUUAUAUUUGUCAGACAUCAGGGACAGCAUCUGGCCACUAAGACCAGUACAGUAAGCUACAACAUCCCUUCAAUUUGAUCCUUAGAGUGUGAACUAAUAUAAGCAGGGCCUUUUUCACCUGUCUCUGUCAGCAUUACAUUGCAUGUCAACACUAGUUUUAUAUUCCCAGUGUUUUAUUGUAAUGCGCUGCAGAACAUGUUAAUGAUCAUAAUAAUAAGAGUAUCCCAUUUAGUAAUACAUUUUAAUUGAUGCCUGUCCUGGCAAUUUAACUAACACAGUUUGCAUGAAUUGUUUUUCUCUAUAAAGUGGCACCAAAUCUCAUAUAGAAUAUCAAUCACUUUAAAAUAAGCUGAAAGUAAUAGACCAUAAUUUUUAUACCUUGUGUCCCUAACCUGGGUUUACUUUUUCAGCUGAAUCUGUUAUACGCGACAUGGUGGGUCCAGACUGGAAAGAGAGGUGGUUUUCAUGGACUUCUCGUACUGCAGAACAGGUAAAUGCAUGUAUGAGUUACCAUUUAUUUUGGUAUUUUUUACAUGUAUAGAAAUUAUCUGAUUUUUUUUCUUUCUUUCUUUUAUGAUUAUAUGAAAAUUUGCAUUGCUUUCCAAAUCCACUCUACUGAAGAAUGUUCGCAAUGAAACUAAAAAAGAACUUGACAGGAUGAUGAAAGUUAACGACGAUCAUCCGGCAUAUCUUGCUAAUGAUGAAGUCACCACAGUCAGAAAGAAUCUAGAAUCCCGGGGAGUGGAAGUUGAUCCCGUUUUGGUAAAUCAUACUUUAUAUGCAAAAAAAGGGAAAGUGUUAAAACAGUAAUAAUUUGUUGUUUAAUAUAAAAUACUGCUAAUGAUAAAGUCAGCCAUGGCUAGAAACAAUCUAGAAUCUCAGGGAGUGGAAGUGGAUCUGAUCUGGUAAAUUAAAUUUAUCCCAGGACAUUUUUCUCUUCUUCUUCCAUUGUAAAAAAAUGUGUCAAAUAGUUUUUAUUGAAAGGUUUUCAUUUUUAAGAAUAUAAUUAUUGUAAAACAAAUAAAGAAUAAGAAUACAUAUAAAUAAAACAAACAAAAAGAAAUAGGGUAAAAAUUAUCCAUCCAUUGUAAAAUUGAUAAAUGCAUUAUGAAAUACACUACACUACAUCUCUAAAGGAGUAUACGUUUGGUCUAGUAUUGGGACUUCAAAUAUCUUGCUUAAUCUGGUAGCUACAAUCUCAUAUUUAGUGACAUCUGAACCUUCUAAAUGUUUUAAUAUAAAUUUGUCAAAUGAUAAUUAAUUAUUUGAGAAAAAAUGUAUUAUUUGAGAAAAAAUAUAGUCCAGAUUAUGUAGAGAGAGUGGCCCCCAGAAAUCAACAUCAAUCCCAGGAAUAUUACAUUUUAAAAUGGACACUGGCAUUCCCUUUAUCUGCCCAAACCGUAUAACCCAAGUCUUUAACAUUGCCCUGGUUGUGGGAAGUAUUUUCCUGAAUUUAGACUGCAAAGUAUGAGGAAACCAUGAAAGUUUCCAGUGUAAAUUGUAUUAGAUUGAUUCUGAAAUUGAGAAAAGAAGCAUCUUCUAAAAUUAUUGGUAUAAAAUAAUAGUAUGGGAAAUUAUGUGAAUUACACCAGAGAUGUUUUUAUGUGUGUGUGUAUAUAUAUAUAUAUAUAAUAUAUAGUUGCACUUACCUCGUGCUCUUUACAAUGAUUAGUAGUUAUACAGCCUAUUUAACGUUAGACUAUGAUCUGUGGACAUGCAUUUGUUUAUUUUUGCAGUAUAAACCAUGCUGAAUAUAAUACACAAGACAAGACAAAAGAACCUUCUUUUGUCUUGUCUUGUGUAUUAUCUUUGUGUACAGGGCCUAUAGCAGGGGUCCUCAAACUGUGGCCUUCCAGAUGUUGCUGAACUACAACUCCCACGAUUCUCUGGUUAUCUAUGUAAUUCAAAGAAUCAUGGGAGUUGUAGUUCAGCAACAUCUGGAGGGCCACAGUUUGAGGACCCCUGGCCUAGAGGGAACCCUAUUUUUAGGUUUACUGCCUCCUACUUUCCCUAUUUAUAGUAUUGGUUUAUUUUUGCGCUGUUCCCUUUUUUUUGUACAUGCUGAAUGUAAGCAUAUAUUUAUGUUGGCUUUACACUGCAUAUCUUUUUUCUCUUUUCAUUGUUUUCUCUUUUUGUAGAUAAAAGAUACAUGGCAUCAAGUUUACAGAAGACAUUUCUUAAAAAACGCUCUCAGCCACUGUAAUCUUUGCAGGCGAGGAUUUUAUUACUAUCAAAGGCAUUUUGUAGACUCUGAGGUAAGAGUGUGAACCGAAGUGUGGCUUUAAGAAUUAAAGGCUGCGGGCAAAAGAUUUUAGGAGACCCAUUGUAUUAAACUUGCAAUCCAUAACUCUGUGUGGUAUAAAAUAAGUCUGUUGCAAUGUUAUUGGUCCAUAUGUCUGUCCCAUUUCCUCAUUCACAUAAUUUGGAAAAUGUGGGGCCUUAUACAUCCACCUCUGAUAAGGUCCCCAUAUUCUUCUUUGAUCUUGGAAAAUAUAGUUUUGGGUACACUGUUAAACAUUUGUACCUGGAAUACAUUGUUUAGUGAUUGGCAUUAUUUAACAAAUGCUCCACCAUGUUCUGCUGUCAGAGUAAGAAUUUGUUUAGUAAUAAUUUUGUUUUAUGUAAGGGAUCUUUUGUUGACAUCCACAUGUAUGUAUUAAAACUAAAAAAAACACAUUUAACAUUAGAUUAUGACAGCUGGCACACUAGGUGUUAAAUCUUUUCUUCCACGUAAUUAAAGGCUGUGCUAAUUCACAGCAGCAGGGUAGUAUCUGGUAACAUUUAGUUCUGCUUUAAAAAACAAGCAACCUUACAGGCUAUUAAUAUCAACAUUGAUUGGUCUUAGUCAAAACACCUGACAAGAGUGUUCUAUAUACUUGUAGAAAAAGAAAAAAGCUUAUUUAACCCCUUGAGGACACAUGACGUGUGACAUGUCAUGAUUCCCUUUUAUUCCAGAAGUUUGGUCCUUAAGGGGUUAAAAUAUUGUUCAGACGUCUGUAUAAUAUUGUUCUAGAAACAAUGUGUGCAGGUUUUGUAACCGCUAAAUUCAAUAACAAGCCAGGAGAGCAUUUGGAAAGUAUUGCAUGUGUUCCUAACAUUGUUAUUAUGCUUAGUGAUCAAAUGAUGUUCCAAAGUAUGAUGUAAUUUUGAGUAUUGACCAUUAGGUGGUGCCAGAGCAUCUGAAAUGCAGUUGGAAAUGGUUUCACCUAUCAGUAAAUAUGAUACUGCAAGUUCAAAAUAGCUUACAGGAUCACUAUAGGGUCAGGAACACAAACAUGUAUUUCUGACCCUAUGGUGUUUAACCCACCAUUUAGGUGGCUUGCCCCCCUUUAGCCCCACUAUAAAAGUAUAAAACUCACCUUAUUUCCAGCGCAGUGCGGGUUCGCCGGCCCUGGCUCUGCCCCCUUUGUGACAUCAUCGAAAUGGGCAGUUUUUAGCCAAUCCAUUUUAGCCAUUGAGUCAAUGCAUCGUUAUGAGAAAAAUUCAGCUUCUACAUGCAGAGCGUGGGGAUGCUGAACGGCAGGGCUGCUUACUGUGCAGCCCUGAGCCAGGAAGCCCCUCCAGUAGCCAUUUAAGGAGUUGCCACUUGGAGGUGUCCUUAGGGGCAAUGUAAACACUGCCUUUUCGUCGAAAAGGCAGUGUUAACCCCUUCAGGACGGGUGACGGACGAGGUCCGUCACACAGGGGAGACCCUUAACGACGGGUGACGGACCUCGUCCGUCACGCGGUAAAAUUAACCCCGGAUCGCCGCUAUCGCGGCGAUCGCGGGGUUAAUGGUGCUCCCGGUAUGCCUCUGCAUUGGAGGCAUACCGGGAGCACCCGGUCAAGCUGCCCAGCACAUGUGCUCGCUCUGACCACAAGUCGGAGCGAGCACAUGUGCUCUGAAUACUUACCUACCGGCUCCCUGCACUUCCGGGUUCUGUGUGAAGUGCAGGGAGCCGGAUCAGUGCUGAUCCUGCCCCCUGCUGUAAAAAAAAAUAAAGUUUAUUUAAAGUUUUAAUAAAAAAUUAACCCCUUCCCUGCCAAUUGAUCACUGACUACAGUGAUCAAUUGGCAGGGAUUACAUUUUACUAUGAUCUGAUUUUUUUUUUUAACCCCUGAGGGUUAAUUCUUUUUUUUUUAACCCUCAGGGGUUAAAUUAAUUAAUUAAUUAAUUAAAUUAUUUUUAAAUUAUAUAUUUAGAUAGCUGGGGUAGGUGGAAGUUAGUGGGGAAUUGGGGGAUUUGACGUUAGGCUAACUAGGGGUUAACGUUAAAAAAAAGUUUUAAAAGAAACUUUAAAAAGUUAAAAAUUAAGCUUAAAAAAAUGUUUUAAUAACAUUUAAGUAAUAAAAACAAAAAAACACACUUUACCUAGUCCAAAUAAAAAUUAACCCCUUCCCUGCCAGUCGAUCACUGCCUACAGCGAUCAAAUAGAGAUCACAGUAUUAUACUGUGAUCUAAUUUUUUUUUUAACCCCUGAGGAUUAACUUUUUAUUUAUUUUUUAACCCUCAGGGGUUCAAUUUAUUUAAUUAAUUAAUUUAAAUAUUUUAUAACUAUAUAUUUUGCUAGCUGGGGUGGGUGGGAGUUAUGGGAAAAUGGGGAAUUUACUGUUAGUGCUGCGUACUGCUAGUUAGGGGUUAACAGUAAAAAAAAUAGCUUAGAAAAAUGUUAAAUCUGUAAAAAAGUUUUAAGAAAGUUUAGGAAAGUUUAAAAAAAAUUUAUAAGCAAAACAAAAGUUUAAAAACUAGUUUUUAAAAGUAAAAAGUUAUAAAAAGUAAAAAAAUACAUUUUAAAAACGCUCAUUACCACUACACCUGGAACAAACUAGAGAAAAAAUUAUCCCACGCCAAGGUUCAAAAUAUGCCUUUUGAAUUACCCCAGGGUGUAUUCUUUAAUAAAUAGUAUGUGUUUGUGGGGAAGUUUCAAUAACCAACCGUCUAAACUACUCCAAAUUGGAACAUGGACACAGCGUAAAACUUCAAAGUUAGAAAAAAACUGAAUGGCUGCGUCUCAAAUGCGCCCCUUCAACAUCCACAUAUACCUGGCAAAGGUACAUACGGGGGUAUUGCUGUACUCAGCCGACAUAGCUGAGCAACAUAUGAAGUAUUAUACAGUCAUAGUACACAUAAGGUUUGCAAAAUAUGCUGCGCAAACUCACUUUGUAUGUCAAAAAGGCAGAAAAAAUGCUUAUUACCACUACACUUGGUACAAGCUAGCGGAAAAAUGAUCCCACACUAAGGUUCAAAAUAUGCCUUUUUAAAUACCCUGGGAUGUCUUCUUUAAGAAAUGGUAUGGCUUUAUGGGGAAUUUGGAUUAUAUAGCCUGGUAAAAUACUCUAAAAUGGGACAUAGGCACAGCAUAAAAAUUCAAAGUUUGAAAAAAACUGGAAUGGCUGUGUCCCAAAUGUGCCCCUCCGAUGUCCACACAUACCUGGCAAAGGUACAUACGGGGGUAUUGCUGUACUCAGCCGACAUAGCUGAGCAACAUAUGAAGUAUUAUACAGUCGUAGCACACAUAAGGUUUGCAAAAUAUACUGUGCAAACUCACUUUGUAUGUCAAAAAGGCAGAAAAAACGCUUAUUACCACUACAUCUGGUACAAGCUAGCGGAAAAAUGAUCCCACGCUAAGGUUCAAACUAUACCUUUUGAAACACCCUGGGGUGUCUACUUUAAGAAAUGGUAGGCCUUUGUGGGGUAGAUUGAAUUUAAAACCUGCGAAGAUGCUUGGAAAUUGCAUAUAGGCCCAGCGUCAAAAUUCAAAGUUUGGUAAAAACGGAUAUGGCUUGGUCUCCUAUAUGGCACUGUAGCUUCACAAAAUAGUGACAAAGACAUUCAUUGGGGGUGUAUUUUUACUCAAAAGACUUAGCUGAGCAUAAUUUGGGAGGUUUGAACUUAGUGGCACAUAUGAAAUAUACAAAACGCCCAGCAAAAAUGCAAUCCGUAUGUAAAAAAUGCACAAAAUAAUUUUUUUACCACAUACUUUGGCAUAUAUUGGUGAAAAAAUGGGGGUAUGUUAAGGCACAAUAUGCACCUUAUGAGAUACCCUGGAGUGUCUACUUUUACAAAUGGUAGGCCUUUGUGGGGGUUUUUUGAACAGUCAAACUGUUAUAAUACCCCAAAUGGAAGCUAAGGCUCAUUAAAUCCAUCUCUCAAAAUUCUACUGUGAAUACUGUAAAGGACAGGUCUCCUAUAUGGCACUGUAGCUUCACGAAAUAGUGCCAAAGACAUUCAUAUGGGGUGUCAUUUUACUCAGAAGACUUAGCUGAGCAUAAUUUGGGGGGUUUGAACUUAGUGGCACAUAUGAAAUAUACAAAACGCCCAGCAAAAAUGCAAUCCGUAUGUAAAAAAUGCACAAAAUUAUUUUUUACCACAUACUUUGGCAUAUAUUGGUGAAAAAAUGGGGGCAUGUUAAGGCACAAUAUGCACCUUAUAAGAUACCCUGGAGUGUCUACUUUUACAAAUGGUAGGCCUUUGUGGGGGUUUUUUGAACAGUCAAACUGUUAUAAUACCCCAAAUGGAAGCUAAGGCUCAUUAAAUUCAUCUCUCAAAAUUCUACUGUGAAUACUGAAAAGGACAGGUAUCCUGUAUGGCACUGUAACUUCACGAAAUAGUGCAAAAGACAUACAAUGGGGGUGUCAUUUUACUCAGCAGAUGUAACUGAACACAAAAUAAAACUUUGUACAGGAAUAGCACACACCAACUUUACAAAAUAUACACGAGAAUUUCUCUGUUAUAAGUUUGUGUGCCAAAAACCAAAAAGAACACAAUUUUACUCCAAUAUUUAGCAGAGGUUGGCGGUAAUAUGGCUACGUAGAAAGUGUCAAAACAACCUUAGGUAAAUAGCCCGUGAUGUCUACUUUAUAUAAAUAUAUACUUUUGUGUGGCAAUUUUGUUUUCUUUUAUGGCUAUUAAGCUUACAAGACAAACAUACCAAAUUCUAAAAUCGCUCCACAUUAAAAUUUUAUUUUACUCCUUGUGCUUUGUGACCUGUAACUACCAAAAAAAACUUAAAAUCCCAGACACAUUAUAUAUUCUGUAAAUCAGAACAAAUAAAUAAAUUUAUUUUUAAUUACUUUCCUUAACCUGCACUAAUUAUGCACACAUUAUUAUUGCAAAAACUGUAAAAAAAACAAUAUUUUUCAUUUUUUUUGCAUUUUUCUGUAUUUUUUUUAUAAUAAGUAAGCAUUUAUAUAUAUAUAUAUAUGUUAUAUCAAAUUAAAGCCCUUUCUGUCCUUUAAAAAACAGUAUAUAAUAUGUGUCGGUGCAAUAAAUGAGAGAGAUGCAAAUUGCAGUUGAACGCAAACAGCAAGAAAAUGCAAAAAUUGCUUGUGUCAUUAAGCGUAAGUCAAGCUUCUGAAGCUGUGUCCUUAAGGGGUUAACAUGAAAAUGCUUGAAGGGAGCUAUUAUACUUACCAGAACAACUAGAAAGCUGUAGUUUUUCUGGUAACUAUAGUGACCUUUUAAUUUUUCUAUAAACUACAGAAACAUCAACAUCCCUAGCAUUUUAUUUUAACUUGGUUCUCUUUAUAUACGUUUUUCUGAAUGACUAGUACUCCCAGUAUGUAAAAUAUUAGGUAAUGGCAUUUUUAUUCAUGUUUUAGUUGGAGUGCAAUGAUGUGGUCCUUUUCUGGAGGAUACAACGGAUGUUAGGAAUCACUGCUAACACCUUAAGGCAGCAGCUAACGAAUACAGAAGGUACAGUGUUAAGAAUGGUGAAGUAAUUAUAUAUGCCAAGUAUUGGUAUUGCAUUGUGUAUUUGUCCAUAAACUUAAAUGUUAACACAUUAUAUAAACACAUUAUAUUUUGUAAGAAAAAAAGCGGAAUCUUUAUUCUAUCUUUUACAGGAUUAUAAAAAAACUCAUUAGCGUAUGUGUUGUGUUUAGUUUUUGUCCAAGAUCCUGUAAUCUUAUUAUUGUUGUAAUAUUGGUUGCUUUUGUAUAGAUGGCAAUUGAUAGCCCAAAUUCUUUGUGUGGCAGGGGUGCAGUAAUUUGUAAUUGUCUGCUAAUACACCUCUUCCAUGUCUUAUGCAGUAAGACGCUUAGAGAAGAAUGUGAAGGAAGUAUUGGAAGACUUUGCAGAAGACAGCGAGAAAAAGGUCACCUUGUUAACCGGGAAGAGGGUCCAACUAGCAGAAGAUCUCAGUAAGUGGAGAACGUUUUGAAUGUCAAAUUUACAUAUGUAAACCAUCAAUAUGGUUCAUGUUUUCUUGCAUAAUGACUUUUGAAUAUAUAAGUAUUCUGUAUAAUUCUUGGUGUUAUAUUGGUAUGUGGCUCUACACUGUAUAAAACCCUAUAACUAUUUGUCUUUUUAUGUGUGAAAUAUGCUCCAUAAAUAUAUAUUACUUUUAUGCCCUUGUACAGCGCUAUGGAAUUUGCUGGAGCUAUAUAAACAAUAAAAUAAUAAUCACUGGCACCUUCAUUAAAAUAGCCAUACUCUGUUCAAGCACCAGAUGGCACUAUAGCCUUUUAUUUCAUCAUGUACUCAUUUAUUUAGGCUCAUGCUUUCUACAUUUGAUAAUGCUGUUUGUAGAAGCUGAGCUAGACAACCAAAAUUAAGAUCAGUCGCUGUACUAGUUGCUAGUAUUUAUUUAUUUGAAAAUAAAAUGUAUUGAUUACUGUAUCAUAUUUAUACUGCCUUAAAAAAUGGAAACAUAGUUGUUUCAUUUAAAAAAAAAGAAAGUAUGUUUUUUUUAUUGUUUAAAACCUGUCCCACGUGCAAAAAAGUGUUCCGUAAGAAAUCAUCAUUAUGUACUAAUUUAUUUAGGUUCAUGCUUUCUACUUCAUGGCAAGCAAAUCAUGCAGGAUUAUGUUUGUCUCUCUCACCUGAAAUGUUUGUGGUAUUUGAUUAAAUCAGCAUGUCUGAAACUAAACGUGUCUGCCAAACCAGAUAUUUUACCGUUUAGACAUAGCUAAUUUAAACAUCUAGACAUAAUUAGAAUAGAUGUCACCAUCAAUAAUUUUUUGAAAAUGACACAUGGUUUGUCACUUCAGCAUAGUGAAAACUAAGCAGCAAAAGACAGGUGUAUUUUGUGGGUUUUUGUUUGUUUGUUUGGUUUUAUUUUACAUAACAUAAAAUUUAUCUGUAGAAUUAAGAGUUCUCAAGCAGACGUUAUACAGCAGAUGGUGAUAUUAAUUUUGCAAUCCUUUGUUUGUAUCAAGGAUGGCUUAUAUAGAAUGUAGACUAAAAUUUUUCAAGUUCAAUUAUGAAAAUACUAUAAAACAAGUAUUCAUUUGAAAAUAUUCCUAUAUUUUAAAGGGACGUUAGUGGCACCUACACCGCUUUAGCUCAUUCAGGUAGUCUAGGUGCAAUGUCCCAUGUCCCUGCAAUGGUAAACUGUAAAAUGUACCUCUCAAGGUUAACUCCACCUCUAGUGGCUGUCUGGUAGACUUCCUGGUGGUUAGGUGACUAAAAAGUUGUAUAAAUGACACUGGACGUCCUCACGCUGUGCAUAAGGACAUCCAGCAUCAAUCUAAUCCCCAUAGAAAAGCAUUGAAACAAUGCUUUCCUAUAGGGAAUCCUAAUGCGAGCGCAGCAUUUAUAGCACAUGUGUGUUAGGUCUCCCCGGCCGACAUCAGCAAGCGUGAGCAGGCAUCAUCCAGCGCUGAAGGACAUUGGCGCUGGAUUCAGGUAAGUGACUGAAGGAGUUUAAACCCCUCAACGCCACGUGAGGGGGCAUGAGGGAUGUUGGGCACUGUAGCGGCUUGGUUUUCCUGGCACUAUAGUAUCCCUUUAAAAAUAUCAGCACUUCCCCAUAGUUCAAUGUCACCAUGGCAAACAUCUUUGCUUAGCCCCUUAUUAACAAUUCAUUUUGCUGCUUACAGUUUAAAGGGCACCAUAACAACUUCAUCGCAAUAAGAAGUUUAUAUGCACCAUGUUACCCUUGAAGGUCUAAAACUUCAAUUUGGAAGCCUCUGGUUAACUGCUUGCGAACGGUUUAACCUUAAGUUCUGCAUGUUGGUGCCCGAUCACGGUACCCUUCACUUCCUCUGAAGAUCUGCGGCUUUAAUCAUGAAGCCUCAGACUGGGCAACAUUGAUAGACUGACAGCUCUAAGGCUAAAACUAGCUCCCAUUCACAAAAGUAAUGGAAAAAGGUAGGUAUCUUUUUUACUCUAUUUUCUGAAUGGGGAGCUAGUGUUAAGCUUCCCAUUGUGAUAGGCAUUCAGUGCAAGGAUGCCUUGGACCUUCAGAACAAGUGGAGGGACAAUGCGAUUGGGUUCCACUAUUUAGAUUUUGGGGUUAAACCAUUCAUUAACAGUUUAAUGUCUUCAGGUAAGACAGCACCUGGUACCUCUUGCACCAUAACAUUUCAUUUUAAUUAAGUUGUUAUGGUGCCUAGAAUGGUCCUUUAAAGACAAAUCUCAAAUGAGACAAUUGCAUAUUCUAAUGAAUCCCUACAAACAAAUCAACCUUUAAUAUGGAAAGCACUGUUACAGUCACAGCUAGGCUUUUUUAACGUGCAUUUUCUAUUUUCAGGUCACUAAAAUGACUGAGCGCCUUAUAAUUUGAAGGGUAUUUUAAACUGGUGUGCCAAGAAUAUUUUAGGCAUCCAUGUUUUUUUUUAUUUUUAUUUUUUAUUGAGUUCAUCCCAUGCAUUCUCAGUUCCUGGUGGGCCUGUGUAACACCGCCUGUUACUAUUUGUAUUCCUAUCUAAACAGACAUAGGGCUUUGGAAGGUCCUAAGUGCCUAAAGCUUUAUUGUAUAGCACACUGGUACUCAAAAGGUUAAAUCCCUUUUUCUUUUUUUAUAUUUGUGUGAAGAUAACAUGCAUUGGACUAGAGAGGUGUUUUGUGUCCAAUUAGUGACAGUCAUGUGUACUUUAUUUUCAUUCCCAUGGGUCACUUAGUUAACUAAACAGUGCCAAAGUUGUCUUUAGUGUUGACCUUUGGCCUGGGAGUAAAGAUGAGACAGCCCAGGGAUGAUGUCACCCUGGUUUAAAUGGCAGUUAGUAGAUCUGUAAUAAGCUUAUCUGGAUUGCACUGCUUUUUUUUUUUUAAUGUUAACACAGAAGUAAAACUUUGCCCCUCUUUAAAUAUUUGUGUUUUAUUUUAACCCUCGUCCCGUGCAGAAUAAAUUGGAAAGCAGCAAAUACUACUAGAGUUUGCAAUCUGGACAACAGUACUUGCCCAGACAUGUCUGCUGUGCUGUGCCACAGACAUAUUGAGACUGAAGAAUUAGCAGGGUUGCUAUGUUGCAUUCAGGUUUUUUUUUUUUGAAGAGUAAAAGUGUUUUAUUGUGUAGUAGUUGCCAGGCAAAGUACUGUAUAACUUCUUAACAAAGUUAAGGAAAUGAAAGCUAUAAUCACAGAGUGUUUUAUGUCCUCUUGUAUCUCCGCUAUUUAUUGCAUUGCAUUGCAAUGGUUAUCAUGCCUUUGAGUUAUAAAUGUGGCUGUCACGUGUUGAAUCCCUGAGAAGAGUUUUAAAGGGGGUUUGUCCUUUAUAAUCGGUAUUUCUAUGUAUGCAUUAUCCAAAUCCAAAUCAAAUAGCAAAAAUGUGUAGAUUGCAGAUCUAAAAACUUUAAAUUUUACUUCAAAAUUAUUUUUCCUUGGUCCUCGUGAAAGUACAAAAACACGUAGUCACCCUAAAGGACAGAUAUCCUAUUAAAAGACUACAGUAUGCUACAGCAUAUAAAAUGUAUUACCAAAAGCUGGUAAAAAUGUAUGGCCUGAAAAAUCCACUUUGUGAAACUCUGGUACACCCCCCCCCACCUUCCAAUUUAAAUUUGCCAGGUUAUGACGAAUGUGAAUUUUGACUGGCAGACACACACUGACACACCAACUCAUUGACAGACACAUACUCUCAGAUACACAUACAGUGACAUACAUUCACUGACAGACACAUACUCACUCAAAGACCUACAUUGACAGACACACAUUCACUGACAGACACACACAUUUUCUGAGACAUACAAUGACAGACACCUACAUUCACUCACAGAUGCACAGUGACACACGCACACAUUUACUCACAGACACACACACACACACACUCACAGAUAUACAUUUACUCUCAGACACACUGACAGACACACACAUUCACUCUGGCACACUCACACACAUUGUCUCACACACUUGCAAAUUAUAUAUAUAUAUAUAUAUAUAUAUAAUAUAUAUAUUUUUUUUUAAUUUAAAUCCACCCAGCCUCCCUACCUUUGGAAGAGCUGGAGUGGAUUCUUCCCUGGGGUCCAGUGGGCUGGUUCCUGCUGGGCUGGUGACUGGGUAGGUAGACAGGCAGACAGACAGGCAAGCACACAGUGGAGUGAGGAAGCUGUAAUCCUCCUGCUCAACUCCCUCGCGCACCGGUUACUUAUGGUGGGAGCCGGAGUGAUGUCAUAUUUCGGCGCAAGGGAGCAGAGCAGGAAGAGCUCAGAGGAUCAAGAUCUUGAUAAAGACCCCAGGAGGGUCGAAACAUCGAUUUUAAAUAUGCACAGUUGAUGUAUUUUUUUGAAACACAAUAAAUAACCUUGUUUCACUAUUUUGAAAACCUAGAGUGCCACACAUAUACACACGCACACAAUAUGUCUCUGUUUACCAUUCUGUAGUGUUUAAUGGCGCAACAAGACCUAGGUAGCAGCCUUGAAUGAUUAGAUCUUCAUUCAGAGACACACAAUGCACUUGUUGAGGUGUGUGUGUGUUUGUUUGUUAGUUAUAGAAUCCGCUCACCUGCACUCCAUGGUAACAGUGAAUAUAAGUAAGUUGUAUAUGAUAGCACUUCAGUCACUUCGAAUUGUAGUUAAAUACUAAAUAAAAGUUGUUUUAUUUUUAACAAUUAGAAGUUCCUGGAGUGCUGUCAUGUACAGCUUUUAUAUAUUGUAGAUUGGAUUAGCUGUAUUAGUCCAGUAGACAAGGUGCCCGUUCAGACAAGGCCCCAUUUCAAAACCAUUCGGCAAUAUACUAAAUAAAUUACCACAGGGAGCACUUGAAAUGCUACUUCACAGAUCCAGCAUAAUGAUUCUGAAUGCAGUCACCAGGUCACCAUGGGAACACUCUGACCCAUUCACUGAGUGCCGUGCCAGAAGAGUGUCUAUGUGGUCGGCACCCGCCAGAGGUGGGUUCUUUACUGGACCACUGAGGAUGCUGUCUGCAAUGAUCAUACUCUCAGUGGAUUAUUAUUAUUAUUAUUAUGAUAUUUAUAGAGCGCCGUCAAAUUCCGCAGUGCUUUACAAUGGGUGGACCAACAGACACGUAAUUGUAACCAGACAAGUUGGACACACAGGAACAGAGGGGUUGAGGGCCCUGCUCAAUGAGCUUACAUGCUAGAGGGAGUGGGGUAAAGUGACACAAAAAGGUAAGGAUAGUAUUAAACUAAUGACAGUUGCAGAAGAGGAAUCAGUCAGGGAUAUUACCCCCUCCUUGCUGUGUGUGGAUUUUUAUUUUAAAUAUAUAUAUAUAAAAAAAAAAAGUAUUGAAAUGUAUUUUAUCUGAUUUAAUCAAUUAAUUGAAAAACAUAAUUGGCCAGUUAAUCAGUUGUGAAAAUAAUAGUUUGGUGCAGCCCUAAUUCUCACAGCUGCUAGGCAAGUGUUUUUUGUUAGUUUUUUUUUUUUUUUUUCUCUUGCAUUGGUAUUGAUAGUUGUUAUGCAAAGGAUUCUGCAUGAUUUUUCUUAGACUUUUGUGUUAUACUGUUGCGCAUGAGUAAGAAUUCAGCAAUUAUGUGGGCUCCUGGCGGAUAAAACAUCUGACGCUAAAGAAGGGAGAUGGCGGCACCCCCAAGGGAGAACUAAUGGCGAGUUUUAUUAUUUUUAGCUUCACCCAUGUGGGUGAAGCAAGCGGACAUGCAUAUUUUAUAACCAUGUUACUAAAAUAUUAUAAAAAACCAGAAUACAUAACCUGCCAAUUCUUCCCAGAUUUUAAAAUGUUGUGCUGUUGAUGCCUCCGAGGAAUGGCUUUUAAAAAUGUGCAAUCUCAUUAUUUGCACACAGGAACAGAUUUUUGUCUGUAAUUAAUAAGUUGCCUAGUAUAUCCAUUAUUUUGUAAAGACCUUUGAUGUUAUUUAUGAGAGUUCCUUUUUAUUUGCAUACAAGCAGUGUAGGCCAAUGAAGAGUGGGCAAUGUAAAGUAUAUGAGGCGAGACUUAAAGAAUGACAUUGUGUGAAUAAUUUUCUUUUCCUGACUGGAGGGGAUUUAUUUUCUUUUUAACUUUUCCCCUUGAACAUUUUUGUCUAUUAUAUAUUUUCACCCUCCUCUGCACAUUCACUUUAAAACAUGCUUAAGAUGAAAGCUGUUAUUAAUAUAAUGUGCACUGCUUGCAUUUCAGUGUUCUCAGAUUUCUGGAGAGCAGUUCAGAUUCCAUGCUCUAGGGGGCAAGCGAAUGCUUGUUUAGUGUAUUUGGAAGGAUUAGCAGACUUAAGAAGAGCAGCAUGACCAACCUCCUGCCUCUGUUUACCAUUCUGUAGCAUUGAAUGGCGCAACAUGGCCUGGGUAGCAGCCGUUGCCUUGAAUGAUCAGAUCUUCACUCCAAGCACACAAUGCACUUGUUGAGACUUGUUCUUUAUUUAUUUUUUCCCUUUUCUUACCCCUUUGCUUUGUUAUGCAGUUCCCACCGUGAUGCUAGCAGAAUUCUAUAACUGCCUCAAAUCCAUGAUGCUUGUCCUAAUUUAGAUGUUUUUCUUGACAUGAAGUUUAACUUUGGUAGCUGGUUUGGCAAGUGACAUUAAAUGCAUUUUUUUUAAUUGGCAUCAAGGGAUGGACAGUUCCCACUUUUUAUCUAGUAGCGUUGUAGUUGUUAUAAUGCAGGGAUUGGACUUCUUACCUGGGGUACAUUGAAUGCUCCAACCCACUUCCACCACGUCCUACAGAGAGCCAGAUGCUCCAGCCUCAGAGCUUCCGUUAUCUCUCCUGACCUUAGCUCAGAAAGAAAGCUUUAGGCUCUCUGUUCAAACUAGUGGAAGCAGGAAGUAGCAUCCAACAAGCCCCAGGUAAGAAUGUAAUUCGUUCUGCAAAGGUUUGAAUACUUGCAAUUGGGACGCAUUCGUGGCACAAUAACCAUUACAGCAGUAAAAUAAUUAGGCUGUCCAACCAAAUAUCAGUCAGCCUGUAGAAAGUAGGCAGAAAAGGCCUAGCUGUACAGUGCAUGUUAGAAUGCCAUGUGAUGUGCAGAACUAUAUGUUUGCAUUUUACGAUUUUUAAUUUUUUUCUAAAUGCUUAAAUAAUUGUGAAAUAUUUUGUGAUUUUAUAUUAUUUAAUUUUUUUUGUUUGUACAAAAAUACAGAUAUCACUGGAGAUGCUUACCCUCUGGCACUUAAAUAAUUAAAAGAUGGCUUGCUGAUAGAAAGACGUUGAUGUGCAAAACACAUACAUAAUUAAUGGCCAAGGUUACCCCUCGGUCACAAUAAAUGCUGAUGGUGCAAUAAAACCCUUCAUCACAAAGCAUGUGACCAAUGACCCCGCAGCUUGUGACUUCCCUUUAGUUACACCACAUUGACAAUUUAUAAAGAAAUCUCUUGUUAAUGUCUUGGCUGCACAUAGCAAGCACAGGGUGUCAGCUGCCCAGGGAUGCUCGAUCCAAUUAAGCACUUUGAGGAAGACAAACUACUUAUUUGUGAGCAGUGCAUGCGAGUGAUAACAUGUUUGUUUUCUGUAUGGUCUGUGUCUCCUUUUUUGUGGGCCUUCAUGAUUUCAUUACUGUUCUCCUGUCCUACCUAGCAGUUUGCUGAAACACAUGCCUGUUUUGUCUUUUGUGGUAAAGACUUUAUAUCUACAGAAGAGAUACUACAUUUUAUUCUGUAGUAAAUGUCUUGCAUUUUUUCUUGUUCCCUUUUUGUUUUUUUGUUUCUUGAUGAUUGGGAUAAUUAACUAGUUAUUAAAAAUAAUUUCUUGAUAAUACUUACAUAAUCAUUCAAGACCUUGAAUGGUGUUACAUGCUUGUUUAGCUGUAAUUUGCCUCCUUCAUAUAUAGUGCACACAAAAUAUUUUUUUUCCAAUAAAAACUGAAUAUAUUUGGUAGUGGGGGAUGUGAUCAAUUUCUCGGAAUUUCAAUGUAGGUAGUCUGUUGUGGGUUGUCACAAAUGUUUACCCACUGGUUUGUCUGUUCGCUGUCACGGAACAUUGUUGUUUUCCUCAAUGUUAAGUCAGUCUUCCCUACAAAUGAUAAACCACAGGGACAAGUAAUAAGGAAUAUAACGUGGUCAGUGGUAAAUGCAUAUAAUGUUGAAUGGGGAUGCAUUUGCCACUGUGAGGGUGUGAAAAUGAGAUACCACUGAUCUUGUGGCUACAAGUAAAACAGCCACUGCACUUGAAGCAUCCAUUUUUAAGUGGGGCUUUCUCUUAUUUUUGCCGUACCAUUAUGGAUGAGUGGCAGAAGCAUCCUAUUUUGUUGCAUGCUCUCAACAGGAUUAUUAUUUUGCGUUUCCAUUCACCAUAUGUCUGUGUUUUCCCGUGAAACUCUUUGACAUAGUGUAUCAAUAUCGUGAGAACCCCCCCAAACCUCCCCUGGGAAAAAUAAAUAAAUAAUUCCGCCAUUUUUGUGUGUGUCUUUGUGUCAAGGUGUGUGUAUCUGUGUUUGUAUGUGCCGGUGUGUGUAUCUGUGUUUGUGUGUGUGUGUGUGUGUGUAUCUGACACACAGAUACACACGCUGGCACAUUGCGGCACACAGAUACACACACCUUGACACACAGUGUGUAUCUGUCUGUGUGUCAUAGUGUGUGUAUCUAUGUUUGUGUCAGAUUCAUACACACUGGCACAUACAAACACAGAUACACACACUUUGAUACAGACACAUACACAGAUACACACACACUUGCACAUAGUGGCACACAGAUACACACACCUUGACACACAGUGUGUAUCUAUGUGUCAAAGUGUGUAUAUCUGUGUUUGUAUGUGCAGGUGUGUGUCAGUGUGUUUGUGUAUCUGACACACAGAUACACACACACACACACUGGCACAUAGUGGCACACAGAUACACACAUUGACACAUACACGCAGUGUGAUACACACAUUGACACACACACACUGACAUAACAAUACAAACACACUGAUAUACACUGGCACAUACACACACACACACACACACACACACAUCCUGACAUACAUGCACACACUCAGAUACACACAGUGACUCAUACACAAACCUUGACACACAGAUACACACUGACACACUCAGACACACAUACUCUUUGACAAACAAACAUACACUCUCACUGACAAACACACAUACUCUUUUACAGACACACAUACAAACACAUAUACACUCUCACUGACAAGCACACAUACAUUCUCACUGACAAACACUCAUAUAUUCUUUGACAGACACACAGACAAUUUAUUAUUUUUUUAACAUUUUACUCCACCCAGCCUCCCUACCUUUUGGAGUACUGGCACUCUCUAUGUCCCUGUGGUACAGUGGGGCUGAUGGGCUGAGCGUGCAGUCCCUGGGGUCCAGUUUGGCUGCUGAGCGGCUGGCAUGCAGUCCCUGGGGUCUAGUGGGGCUGCAGAGCGGUUGGCGUGCUAGCGGCGAGGAAGCAGCGAAAUCCCUGCUGAGCUCCCUUAGUAAUGCCGGAGCUGGAGUGACGUCAUAUUCCGGCUCCAGCAUCACUGCUGUGUGCACAAAGGAGCUGAGCAGGGAGAUCACUGCCCACUGCUCCCUCCGCCAGCGGCCAUUUUGUUUUUAUAAAUUUUGGCGGAACCCCAUUUGUGUUCUCCCUAGGGUUCAGCGGAACACCAAUUGGGAAACGCUGCUCUAGUAGUUCGUUCACUAUUGUAUCUGAGAACUUUCAGAAAUUGUGAUAUCGGUAAGAAAUCUUUAAGAUGGAACCUAUGGGCGAGCAACAAUGUGUUACAAUCUAUCUGGUUUCGAUACAAUGUGUAGCCAAUUUUAUUUUGUGUUUUAAAAACCAUGACAUCCAGGAAUUGUAUGGAUGAAUCAUGCCAUGUGGAUGCCAACUAAACUGGAAGUGGAGAUUGAAACUUCUCAGUAGUGCCUCCCAAAUCAGAAAAAUAUAAUUGACAAAGCAUGGUAGCUCACAAUCCUGUCACUGUAUGUAGGCACAAUUUGCUGCUGUUCAAACCAGAACACAAAAGCAUUGGCAUAAGAUCAUAGCAGUCCUCAUUGCAUUCACAGCUAGUAGCAAAUAAAAAUGAUUUUCAAACUUGCAAGUUAGUUGCAAGAUAGAGCUAUCUGCAAAAAUUCCAGCAAAUAUUCAAUGAGUGGGCCAGAGUUCAGAUGAGAGGCACAUAAAAUUUCUCUCAGGGCUUGGAUCCCUUGCUCAUGGGGUAUUAUUGUGCACAAGCUAUGCAAGUCCAGUGCUAUAAAAAGCACUUCAUUGUUGUUUAAAUCCAGACUACUGAUUUUAUUUAAAAAAAUAAAAAAAAUAAUUAAGUAUCCCGCAAACAUGUAUGGAGAAACAUCACAGUAUCUGUAAUGUAAAAAUCCACAUAUUUUGGGGUUUCUGUCUCUUGCUGACAUUGAUCUAUGCUGAUUUUCAUACAUGGAAUGAUUUAUUCAAAAUCCAAGUGCCUUUUUUUCACUGGAGUUUAUAUAAUGCGCAGUCACUCAUUUACUAAACGUCAAUUUCAAAGCUGACAGAAUGUAAUUAUUUUUUUUUUUUUUUUUUUUUAAACCCCUAACCUAGGCAAAAAUAAUGGGGGUUUAGUUACAUGAAUUGAUCAUACAUUGCAUAAGCCUGCCACAACGCCAAUGUACCCCAUUUUUUAAAAUUCUGUUUAGUGAAUAAGCGAGUGCGUUAGAUCUUGCAUGUUGUAUGAAUUGCCCCCCCAGCAGCCCCUUUAUAAUGUACGCAUGUAUAGGUGAGUGCAGCUCUCUUGGUUUUGUGAAUGAGUGAGUGCACUGGAACUUGCAUGCAUGAUAUAUAUAUAUAUAUAUAUAUACACUAAAUUAUGCAAAAAAUGUGGGGAUUUAAAAAAAAGGUAAUUUUGUUUUCUAUAUUGUUUGCAACUUGCAGCUAAAGAACAUAAAAUAUGUUGUUUUAUUGGUCCUAAUUUUUUUAAAUGCCUCUUUUUUUCUCAUUUGCUAAAUUAAGUGAGAUCCAGUAUUAGACUUCAUGUAUCUCCUGUUAGCAGGGGAUUCCUUGUCAUUACAUCACCCAAUAUGUUAAAGUGUGCAACGCUAACCGUAUCAGCGGAAGAAACGCACUCUUUCACUUCCUAUGCUGUGUAGCUGAAUUAAUUGAUGGGCUCAGAGACUCUGUUAUAGAAAUGCAGCUCCUCUCUGUGUCUCUGAUCACACUUGGAGUAAUCGGAGAAAUCUAUUAGGGUCUCUUUAGACCAUGUGAGUCCCUCCACAGUAGUCCCAGUACCUCACAACAUCAGCAUUGCCAUGGCAGGAGCAUGCCCAAGCAUUGGAGCCGUGACAAUUUAUUUUCGCUUUGAGCUUGUCACAUACAAUGGGUCAUCUGGGACGUUUAGAAUUCUAGUGUAAGUGAACAAGGUAGGUACAGUUUUGGGCUUCUGACACAUACUUCUUAAAUCUGCUAAUACAAAUUUGGGUAUGGGUAACAUUUUUCACACUGUAUAGCAAUGUGUAAUACUGCUUAGUUCUAAAAAAAAUUUAUUUUACUUAGUAAAAAAUGUUACCCAGCAAAUUAUGUAAAUAUAUGAACAAUCUAGAUUUGGGCUGCUAAUGUAAGUGGAUGCCAUUAUUAAGCCCCUUGUUGUCCUGUUGAUAAAAUACGGUACGUUCCUUGUCCUGUCUUCUCUUACUUUUGUAGUGUGAUACAGCCAGUUAAAUACAAGUAUUCUACGCUUGACAACAUUUAGAAAAUAAAAUAAAAAUGCAAUCCAAAUCCUACCACAUAUGCCACCAUCUCACAGAGUAGCAUCAAAACAGAUAGUGAUAGCACUUGCAGGUACAUGUUUCCAAAGACUCCAUCUAAUUUAGUAUGCUAUGCAUGCAGACAGAACCGACUCAAUUAUAUGAGUUGGAUUAGAGACCUUGGAAGUGCAAUUCUAGGUUCUGUGAUUGGCAGGGCUUUUUUUCUAAAGUUCUGCUUUAAAGCUCUGUUGGGAGAGUUAGGAAUGUAAUUGAAAGCUGGAACAAUAGAAUGAAGUUGUUAUGGUGUCAUAGUGUGUCCAUUUUAAUACCCUCUCCCAGAAAAAACGCUAAAUGAAAGUCUCCAUUUUGUAAAAAUGCUUGUAUCCAAAAGGAGAUGCACUAUACGGGCCUAUAUUUUAAAGGGUUACUCCAGGCAUCAUACUCACUAUAGCCCACAGUAGUGGUUAUGAUGCCAGGAGUAACCUGACCCGGUUCCCUGCUAAUGAGACAAACUGUUUUAACAGUUUGCCCUGUUGUCUGAGGCUCCCUUCUGCUGUAGUGACAUACUUCGUGCUUCUGCAGAAGCCAGUGCAAUCGCUGCUCAUUGGUCAAUGAACGUCACUCUGCAAAAACAUUUUUUUUUAUUUUUUUUUUUUAAAGCACAGAAUAGCCCUCCAAGAACUCUAGUUCUGGGUAUCUGAUGAAAACCCAAAAUGCUGCACAUAAAGACUCCAGGCACCGUGACCACUUAAAAUUAUCGACAUGGUCAUGGUGCAUGGACUAUACCUUUAAUGUGAAGCUUUAUGUUAAUGGUACAUUAUUUUUUUAAAGCUUUCCUUUUGAUUCAUAAAAAAAUGCAUUCUUUAUAUUUUAUUAACAAAUGUAUAUUUUUCCUUUUCUUUUUAUUUGCAUUUUGAGUUAUGAUUUUGUGGGGGUUAAUGCCAACACUGGCUCAGCAGCAAAGGGGUUUGUAUUGCAUUGCACUGAUCUGCAACACUCAGUUCAGUGAAAAGGUUUGAAAAGACUAACCCUGAACAAUGCUUUGUUUACAAUUUCUGUAGAUAAGAGGAUCUCCUGCUAUGUCUCAAGGCAGGAAAAGUCUUACAGAGUAGUUUUUAAAGACAGUCACCCCUUUUCUCUUGGGGCACACAAAAAAAACCCAUCAAUUGUGAACCUCACAUGAAUAUGUUUGGUUUACUUAACUUCUAAAUCCUACAUAAGAAAGAUUCAAGUGGUUCUGUGGUUUUUUAAAGUUAUUGAUGAGGAGCCAGACUUGAAAUGUGGAUUUUUACAGCUUUUAGUGCAUUCUUAGGAAGCCAGAUACAUUAUUUAAUCUCUGCAUCGGAAGAUAAUGAUGGAUCGCUGAUUGAUACCAGGCUUUCUUAGUUGUAGUGCAUAUUACUAUCCUUUCCUUAGUCUCUAAUGCAUGUGCACCCAAAAGCAUUUCUCGCGCUGAUAACACUGCUUUGAACAUCAGCCAUUACUGCCUAAAAGCAAAAGUGAACUAAAGAGACGGCAGGCCAAACUGUAUCCCUACUUUACCAAUCCACUAAUUGCUGCCAGGAAUUUGUUUACAGGUUGUUACUGUUCACAUACAUUGUACUGUUUGCGUAGCUUAUUAGUGAAUUAGUGAAGUUAUUGUUUGCAAAUCACAAUAGUGGUCAACUUUGCCACCUUGAUUUAAAGAAAACAUUAUAGUGUUAGGAAUACAAAACCGUACUCCUCCCUACAACCUCCAGCAAUGUAAAGGGUUAAAGUUGCCUCUACUGAUGUCACCUGAUGAGGUCAGGAUCCUAAAGUGCUUGACGAGCGCCGCAUGCACAUUCGGUAUUCCCCAUAGUAAAAAAUUUAAUCAGUGCUUUCCUGUGGGGGAUUUUUGUGCAAAGCGUGGAGAUGCCUAGCAUUCUUUCAUGGAGUCAAACUCUGUGAAACUGCAGUAAACACCUCUAGUGGCUGUCUGGUAGAUAGCUAGUGGAAGUAAUAGCAUUCUCUAAAACUGCAAUGUUUAACAUCGUGGGAUUAAACAGGGACACUGCACCCAGACCACUUCAAUGACACAAAGUGGUCUGGUGCCUAUAGUGUCCCAUUAAUUUGGGACCAUCCAAGAUUUUUCCCAAAACCAUGCAGUAAAAGUCAUAGGUCUACAUAAUAUUUAUAGCACUUUCAGAAGCAGAAUGAGAGACAUCCAUUAUCUAUUGAAAAGAUUUGGAAAGGUCUUUUCCAGAACUCAACCAUGCUGCUACAAUCUUGACCCUUUUUUCUUAUGUUGCAAAAAGGCAUGCUUGAGACCGUGUACUCCUCCCAUGUGAUUUUUCCAGGCCUGCUGAGUAUCAAUUCAGACCCCAUCUGUUUUACUGUCCUAAAGGAAAAGGAGAGGGGGGGGUCCUCUUAUAAAUCUUUUGCAGGUGAUAAUUGAUGCCCUGUCUCAUUGAGGACAGCCUGGGUGGCUUCCUUUCUUUAUUUUCCCUCUUAAAAGUUAUCCAUGGGAAAGCCUAGUCUGUGAACUUGGUGUUAAAAUGCUAACCAACUUCUUAUACAGUAAAAGCACAUUUCCUUGUCGGUGUUUCUUUAGGCAGCAAGCUGGACAAAUUACGGUUUGUUUAUUAUAACAGGGCUACUGUAAAAUACAAAGUAGCAAGCAGCUAUAGUAAACAAGACAUACAUUAUUUUUGUACAUUGCAUUAUACCUUCAAUCCUACAAAUUAGUUCAUUUUUCGCAUGAUAUGAUAAAUUAGGAGUAUAGGGUAUUGCAAAGGCAAGGGAGCAUCAUUGUAGUGUAAUGUUGUGAAGCAUGAAAUUGAAUGACAAUUUUUAAGUAAAUGUGUGUGUUUUAUAUUCCACAUUUUUUAUUUAUAUAUAUUCAUACUGUAGUUACUAUUGCAGUCAUAUGGAAAUUGGAAAAAAAUUGAAUUCAAUAAUAUGCUAUGCUUUAUCAACAGAAAGAAAGCAUAGUUUGUCAAAAAGAGAGCUAUAGACCCCCUGCUUCAAAUUUUGAUAUAGACGCUGACAGAAGGUUUUAAUAGACAGAAUACAAUUUAGAGGUAAAGCGUUUGUCUCGGAGAAUUGAUGGGGAGAGACCUUGUGUUCUCAAUCUUGGCUCUGUGUGAGUCCAAGGAAGUAGUAUUUCACUACUAAGAACAGUAGUUGCACAUAACCAGAUAAAGGUGGCUUGGGAUCAAAUGCUUUUAGUAAUUCAGUACAGAAGGAACAUGAGCUCAUAGCCAAUAACAGUUAUUUUUUUGGAGGGGUGGUGGGGUGAGGAGAAGGCAACUUACUACUAUUUUAACUUUGCAUUAUGAACGCUGUUUAUGUCCGAAAUUCCACUGAAAUAGCCUUCUUAACUAAUUGUCAAAUACAUAAAUGGUUGAUUAGAUCCGUUAAGCGGACCGUGAACCCGGAAAGGAUAUUUAUUCCUUGGGUUCAUGAUGUGACUCAUGCUUACUGCCAAGGGAUUUUGAGUUCAGAGCAGUGUUUCAUGUAGAAAUGAUGCUUAGAGUAUCUGCAGAUUCUGCUUCCUCUGUUAUGGGUAUAAUGAACUUGGGUUGAGCCCAUAUUGGUAUCCUUCAUUGCCAAAAUCACAAAAACCUGUUGAACAUCUUGGAGUGGUACUUCUCUCAAAUGCCAUGUCAAGCAAAUUGUACCCAAUAUAUCAUCUUUAUGUGUGUGAUGUGUUUUGAUUUAUGCAUCCAUUAAUAAAUUACGUUUUGAAAAUAUCUGUACUAUUAUAAUUACUUAUAAAGCCAACACAGUCAGACACUGAACUUUCCUCUUAGAGAUGCAUUGAUUCAAUUAGUCUCUAUAAGGAGAUGCUGAUUGACCAGGGCUGUGUUUGACUUGUGCUGGCUCUGUCCCUGAUCUGCCUCCUGACACUCUCAGCCAAUCCUAUUGGGAAGCAUUGUGUUGGUUCAGACCACCACUUUUGAUGAUGUCAGCAGGCAGAUCAGGGGCAGAGGCAGCAGCUGCACAUUUGAGGGAGCCAGGGAGGUUUGGGGGAGCUAGAUGGUGAUUUUAACACUAUAGGGUAAGGAGUACGUUUGCGUUACUGACCCUAUAGUGUUCAUUUAAGGAUUUUUUUGGGUGCCAACCUGUCUUUUUCUUUGACAGGCUCUUUUUGACAAAAGCUAGAGCUUUGCCGGUACAAAACGCUUGGCCCCUUUGCUGCCGAACAGAUAAUGAACAUUUCACACAAGCCAACCAACCUUGGUUGUGCAGUAAUAGGCUGUAAACGUUGGAGCUACAUUAGCAUCAUCUAAGCUGCAGCUGAAACUUUGGCUUUGGGUAGCUUUCUGAAAGCAUAUAUAUAUAAAAAAAAGGUGAUCAUACUUAUUGCACCAUAACCACAACAGAGUAUUGUAAUGGUUAUGAUGCUUAAAGGGUCAAUUAAAUCACCAGCACAACUUUGCAUUUGCACUUCAAAACUGUCAGUCAAGCAGCCAGAAUACUUUCCAGUUGCCCCAUAGCAUUUACCCCCACUUUGCACAAUUUGGGAUAACUUCUUUCUCCUCCCCAAAGAGAGAGCCAAGUUGCUGACCACUUGUGCAUGGACCUUUUCUCAUAGUGCACAUUUAAACAAUGAACUAAGCUACGUUUGAUGUGAUGGCAACUAUGGUAUGACGACUGCGUAUUUACAGAGCACUUCCAUUCAUCCUAAACGCUUGGGGAUUAACUACUUAUCCUAUAAUCUCUUCCUGGAUUGGGAAUAAUGGAAUAAGAGUCUCUCCCUGCUUCAGAUAGACCCACUAAACAGUACCAAAAAUAGUAUUUUAAAGGAACACUAUAGGGUCAGGAACACAAACAUGUAUUCCUGACCCUAUAGUGUUAAAACCACCAUCUAGCCCCCCUGGCCUUCCGUUGCCUCCCUAAAUAUAGUACAUUCUUAUCUGAAGAUGCUGAUUCUGCCUCUGGAACCUCCUAUGUUUGCUGACAUCAGAAGUGGCGGUCUGAGUCAAUCACAAUGCUUCCCCAUAGGACUGGCUGAGACUGUCAAGGAGGCAGAACAGGGGCAGAGCCAACAUAAGUCAAACAAAGCCCUGUCCAAUCAGCAUCUCCUCAUAGAGAUUAAUUGAAUCAAUGCAUCUCUAUGAGGAAAGUUCAGUGUCUGCAUGCAGAGGGUGGAGACACUGAAUGGCAGUGCUGCUUACUCUGCAGCACUGCCCAAGGAAGCAGCUUUAGCAGCCAUCUAAGGAGUUGCCAGUGGAGUUGUCAGUAGGCUCUAAUGUAAACUCUGAAUUUUCUCUGAAAAGGCAGUGUUUACAGCAAAAAGCCUGAAGGGAAUAAUUCUACUCACCAGAACAAAUACAAUAAGCUGUAGUUGUUCUGGUGACCAUAUUGUCCCUUUAAGGAUAUGUGUGGUUUUUUAAUAUAUUUUUUUUUAUUUCAUAUUUUGCAUCAUUUACAUCUUAUAGUUCCAUUUUAAAGUGCCCAUUUAAAUUCAGCAAACUUGGAAUUGGGGAGAAUUGACAAAGAAAUAUGUGUCUUUGCCUGUUAUACAGUGUUGCAGAAUUCAUGAAACGUUGAGUGUGAAUAUAGUAGUCGAUUUUAUAAACAUUGCCUAACUUGGUUAUAUUUUCCUCUAUGGUCUUCAGACCUGUCCCCAAUUGAACUACAUUUCUACUGGUCUCUAUGUAUGACUGAAUCCUACUGUGGUUUAAUUUUCCACUGGUCUAUUGCAGCUUUGUCUUGUGGUGGACAAGUACCCAUAGACCACUUAUGUUCUCAAGCCAUAAUACAGAAAAGAAAACAAAGGCUGAGAAUUGUGUGUACUAGUAGGCACCCAACAAUGGAAUACUUAGCUACCUGGUCAUUUCCAUCCCUUCCUUUUACCCUUUAGUCGUACCCAUACAGGCUCAUUUUUUAGCACCGAUCUAGUAUAUUGUUUGUUUAAGUUACAUAAAUUCAUUGCUUUGCUUUCUCUUAUAUGAUUAAUCCUUCAUUAUCAACUCUUUUGGUAACCCCUGUACAAGCAUAAACAUUUCUGAACAUGUACAGUCAUGGGAAAAAGAAAGUAUACCCUCUUUGAAUUCUAUGAUUUUACAUAUCAAGAUAUUAAGCCAAUCAUCUGUACAUAAGCAGGUCUAAAAAUUAGGUAAAUACAGCCUCAGAUGAGCAACAACACAUGACCUAUUACACAGUGUCAUGAUUUAUUUAACAAAAAUAAAACCAAAAUGGAGAAGCCAUAUGAAAAACUAAGUACACCUUGUGAUUUGAUAGCUUACAGAGCCAGCCUUAGCAGCAAUAACUUAAAGUUAUUGUUUUCUGUAUAACUUUAUCUAUCAUUCUCUCACAUCAUUGAGGAGGAAUUUUUUCUUUACAACGUUGCUUUACUUCAUUGAGGUUUGCUUGCAUUUGUUUAUGCACAGCAUUACAGGGUUACGGGCUGGACUGGGCCAUUGCAACACCUUUAUUCUUUUCUUUUCAUUCUGAUGUAGAUUUGCUGGUGUGUUUGGGAUCAUUGUCCUGUUGUCUGACCAAAUUUCGGCCAAGCUUUAACUGUCGGACAAAUGGCCCCACAUUUAAUUCUAGAAUACUUUGUUAUACAGAGGAGUUCAUGGUCGACUCAAUGACUGCAAGGUUCCCAAGUCCUAUGACUACAAAACAAGUAAAUUCAUCAUCCCUCCACCACCGUGCCUGACAGAUGGUAUGAGGUGUUUGUGCUGAUAUGCUGUGUUUGUUUUUUGCCAAACUUGAUUCUGUGCAUUAUGACCAAACAUCUCCACUGUGGUCUCAUCUGUCCAAAGAACAUUGUUCCAGAAGUCUUGUGGUUUGUUCAGAUGCAACUUUGCAAACCUACAUCAUGCUGCCAUGCUCUUUUUAGAGAGGAGAGGAAACCCUUCCUGGCAACCCUUUCAAGCAAAUUAUAUUUGUUCAAUCUUUUUUAGAUGAAACUUAUAUUUGUUUAAUAUUUUUUGAGAUGUAACAGUCUGGCCUUGGGGUAAAUUUCUUGAGACGUCCACUCCUGGGAAGAUUGGCAGCUGUCUUGAAUGUUUUUCACAUGUUAAUAAUCUUUCUCACUGUAAAUUGAUGGAAAUGUCUUUAUAACCCUUCACAGUUUGAUGGGCAGCAACAAUUUCUUCUCUAAGAUCAUGGCUGAUGUCUUUCAUACUUGUGUUAACACACGCCUAAAUUCUCCAAACCAGCAAGCUUCUAAAUCUUUGGCUCUUAUAGAGGUGGUCACACUUGCUGAUGAUCAAUUAAACAAGGGCAUUAGCCUUUUAAUUCCUAUGGAAGCAGUAAGGGUGUACUUAGUUUUUUUACACAUGGCUUUUUUAUUUUGGCUUUAUUUGUGUUAAAUCGUGACAUAGUGUAAUAUGUCAUGUGUUGUAUGUUCAUCUGUAGUUGUAUUCACCUAAUUUUAAGGCCUGCUAAGUAGAUGAUUAUUAUUUCCAGAUAUGUAAAACCAUAGAAUUCAAAGAGGGUGUACUUUCUUUUUCCCGUGACUAUAUAUUAUGAUCUAACGCUCUGUAAAAACCAAAGUACAAAAUAUAAUAAUCCUUAAUUUGGUCAUUAAACAGCAGUUCUACUACUACUACUACUGACUUACAUUGACCAGUCAAUGCAUGUAAUAUGUACAGUGCAAUUCUAUUUAUGCAAUAUUAUUUUGAAAGUAUUGAGUUCACUGUGAUUGUUCCAAUGUGUGGUUACAAUUGCAGCGAUUUUUUUGACAUAAAAUCUGUUUUUAAUUUAUUCUGUUCUGUCACAAAGACUAGUAACUUUUUAAUUACGUAAGACAACAUGCCACUUAGAUUUUAAAAGUUGGUCAGUGUAUGUUAUCAGAGAAAGGGUGAAAGUUGCAAUAGGCACACCUUGAAUUGAUCCUUUCUGUUCCCUGACAUUGGUCACUAUCCGCUACGGGAAGCAUGAAAGUAUUUAUCACCCACCAGUUCGGGAUAAGCUUAGGAUGCUGUGUGUACCAGCCAGCUGCUGUUUGAUGAAGUGUAGGUGGGAGCUAUCUUCCUCUUUCAGAGAAGAUCCUUAUGUAUAUAGAUACUGUUUAUUCAUACACGGGACAUUAGCAGACUACUACUUCAAUGGCCUUGCAUUUACACCUCUAAACAGCAAAUUUUAUUCUGUUUAAACAGUCAUAAAUAGCUUGGAUUGCCUUUAGCGGCUCUUUUUAAAGGGCCACUUGAGUGUGUUCAGGUGCAUUUUGAUGAGGAGUAGGUAAGCAAUGGGCUUUUUACCAUUUAUCAGUCGGUGGGCCAGGCAGGAAGUACUAAAUAAUUAAAUUAAGCCUUUUAUUCAGAUAAAGGAUACAAUAAACCUUCCUACGUAUUUUCUCACUUUUGUUUGGUAAACAUUUCUAUUCCUGCAGAUACUGUGAAGUUCAAUUUCUUUGAUGUGGUAAAGCGGAGUUCCUUAGAGGUUAAAAGUACACUCCAGGCUGAUUUAUACCUACUUAUCAUUUCUGUAUUAAUGAAAUUAAAAAUUAAUCUAGUAUCACCAAAAAUUAAAGAAAAACUCUUUGGCAGUACCUUGCUCAUUUCCUGCUGGCCAUGGUUUUCUCUUUCCUUUGUAGCGAUGAAGUAGAACAUAUCUGUGAUGUUCCGAGUGUAUGCAAAGUAUCUGCGAUACGUCUAUUCCCCCCACACACUUAUACAGACUUGGUUUCCCCGCUUUUACUCAUUAACUAGCAUGAAAAGAAAUGGGAUCAUAAUACUUUCACUACUUUAUAUUUUGAAUGCUUGUAAAUAUUGUGCCUGGAAUGUCCCUAUACUUCUGCAGGUUGUAAUCGAACAGCAAUGUAUGUAGUAAUGAUGGUUGUUUAAUACAGACCCUGUCCAGAGGACACUCAAGGCAGGGCUGUUUUUCCUCUGCAGAGAAUGGAUAGUUUUUUCUAUACUUUAUCUAUACUCUAAAGUAGACAUAAGAACAGAAAUUUAAUUGACAUGAUACGACUGGAUUUCUAAAUAAUACAAUUUAUCCCCAAUCCUUUUCCCCCCCGCAGUGUAAUUACCUUUGAGUCUGUUCUCUUACAUUUGAAGACAAAUAUUUAAAAGUUUAUUUUUCUUUCAAAUGUGAGCUUGCAAGACUUUAAUAGAAAAUAACAUUUUGCCUAUUUGACAAAAUGCCAACAAAUGUAUAGAUCAUAUUUAACAUUAAAGGGUGAUGCUUACAAUAAUAUGUUAAUCCUAGGCAUGUAUACGUUGGUGUACACAUAUCUCACAGAACAAGCUUGAAUGCAAACCUAUUAUUAUUGUUAUUUGCUGGUCAUUGGGCUAAAGCAUGUGUAGAAUAGUUUGUUUCAUACCAAAGCAAGCUUUUUGAGAUGCACAUUUGCACACCACAGGUUUUUGGAAAUAGUUUUCAUGUUUCCCUAUGUUAAAGUGAGCUUUGCUUUUUUGCAUUAAUGUACGCGUAUAAUAUACUGAUGUUCUUAAUGAAUCUAGAUCUCUCUAUUUUGGUUUUCACAUGCACAAUGUUCCAGCAUUGUGGUGAACAUCGUAACACUGUGCGUUUUCUCAGUAAUUUGUUUAACAGAUUAGUCUUAAUUUUUAGUACCCUGUUCUUUUUAUGUCUUUGAUUUCUGUAUCCUACAAAAGCACAUUUGACCUUAACGUAGAAUGACAGAUAUAUAUUUCCACCUCUGAUGUGGAGAAUAAGGCUAUUGGGUUUAAAGAGAACCCAAGGAUUAGUAAUCCUGAUGGAAUGGAUGAUGACCAAUGUAAAGUAACAGGUGGUUUGCAAUGAAGGCGGGAAUUUUGGAAACCAAAACCGUAUUUUUACACUAUGAUAAGCCCUAAGGCUGUAAGGAAAAACUUGCUUCAAACAACCUUUUUAAGGGACACUUUACCCUAAUAGGUCAUAUUAUUUAUGAAGAAGUGGAUUUGACAGCUUUGAACUGAAGUAAAUAGUACAGAAUUUGUGGGCUUAUAUGGCUCUGUACUAGGAUCUAAUACAGAAAAUGUGGUAAAACACUAUUUUCUGGUAAAUAUCGAAUUGUACCACUGAUGAGUUGGGAACUCGGAUGGCUUUCCUAACCCAAUGCCUGACAAAUUACUUUUCAGUGAGAAUGCUUGUUUUAACAAUCCACUUUCAAGACAUAACUAGCACUAUGGGUGAAUAGUUAAAACCCACCGCCUUAGAAAUAAGUUUAGGCUAACCAGUUUAUUUUUUUCCCUUGUUACAUUCUCCUGUUUGUUUUUAUUAAAGGGGUACUCUAAGCAUAAUUACUACAGUCCAUUGGAGUGAUUAUGGUACCAUCCUUAGUUCUGUGUCAGUUCAUAACCCCAUAACCACAACUGUUUAUGCUGCUACACUACAGUUUACAGACUAUGUUGUUAAUACACAAUAGAAUGUACUACAUCGUUUUGGUAAUUUUAGUCAAUCUCAUUUAGAUUGUAAUAUUGUAUAAACUAGCUCAAAUUUACAGAGUAGAAAACUGACUCUGUGAGUAUCAUGCACAUAUAAGUCUGGCAUAAACUCUGUGUGUGUGUGCAGCUAGCCUGACCAGCAGAUUUCAACACUUUUUGUGCACAGCUUCAGUUCUGCUCAGAAGCCACGGCUAAGCAUGACCGCUAUAUGACAGCAACAGAGAGGACAAACGAGUAGCAGUAUCCUUACUACAUAUCUGGGUGUCCACUGUUUAUAAUGUGCUAUGGCUUGCAAGAUGGAGGUAGUUGAGGCAGAUUAAGUUGUUAUGGCAAUUAAGUUGUUAUGGUUUGACUAGGUCUUGAGCACCAUGUUAACUUAAGGGGUUGAACUGUUAACAAAUGGUUUAACCACAAAAUCUGGAAUCCAGCACCUGAUUGCUUUGUGCCUCCAUUUCACGACUUCAGUCAGGAAACUGUGUACUGAGCAUAGGCUGAGCGUGUACCUUUCACAUAUCUUUUUCACACUGUUUUCUAAAUGGGGAGGCAGCAAUAGCCUGAGACCUGAUUGAACACCUUCCUGAUUGAAGCCUCUGACAUUUAGAGGAAUUGGGUUUAAACCAUUUGUUAACUAUUUUAACUCCUCGGUGUAAGACAGUGCUUGGGCCCCCUCUCACAUCAUAAUAACUUCAGGUUUUUAUUUUAUAUGUUUUUUGUGCGUAUUAGUGCAGUUUAUAUGCUUUAAAAAGGAUGGGUAAGUUAUGGUCUGGAGUGCCUUUUUAGAUAUAAUUUUAAAUAAACUAAAACUGGGUGGGGGGAGAGGGGAUGAAAAGUACCUGAUAGCAUUUUAAUAGACAAAGUAUUUCUAAAUAAUUUGGUUUUCCAUUUUUUUUUUUUUUUUGUAUCACAGUUUUCUUAUUUUGCCGCUGAUACUUAAUCUAGUUACAACUCUUGCUCAUUGACUUUGUAUUAGUCUUCCACUUACAUACUUCCCUGGUGAUAUAAUGGUAAAAGAGCCAGGCAUAUGUAACUACGUCAGGGAAAAAGUAACUCCUUUUAAAAAUGUUGAUGACAGUUUUUCUGGCAAAUUAUCACAUAUACAAUGUAUUUUCUGUUUAGAAAAAGUCCGGGAAAUACAGGAAAAACUUGAAGCCUUUAUUGAAGCCCUUCAUCAGGAGAAGUAGGAGCAGUUUACCAAAUAGGUAAUGUGUUUGUUUAUUGCAUAGUGUGCGGUGUGUGUGUUAAUACUGACUAUAUAUGUAUUUUAUGCACGUUUAACAAUUCAGCAAUUUCUUUUUUCCCUCUCCUCACACUCAGAUAAAUUCUUAGAAAAUGAAGACAUUUUGGAUUUCCAACAAUCUGUUAAACAGAUCCGAACAAGUGCUGGAAUUCAGAAACAAGAGGGAACUGUGUCCGAUGUAAAGACGAGAAAGCUUUCAAUGUCCAUACACCAUAACAAAGAAUAUGGUUGUUGGUUGCCACUGUCCUGUGCUUUAUUCUGCACCUUAUCCUACCUUACACGAGCAAAAUGCCUUGGGGGAAAUUGUCAUUUUACCAUUUGUACAUAAAUCACUAGCGCUGUGAAUACGAUCUUCUGUUUCAAUUGCUGUAUAUUUACAUUUUGUCCGUCACUUAUGUCUCUAGUAGCAGUAUUUGUUUUCAUAUGAAAUUUAACUUUGCAACUGCAAAUAAUGAAAUUAAUUUUGCUUCAUUCUUAAAUUCUGUUUUAUAUACCUAGUACCAGGAGAGGAAAGCAAUGUAUUAUUCACGAGUUAAGAAUUGUAACACUUUAAGUCCCAUUCAGGGAAAGAGGGCUUUAUUAUGAAUUUGUUAUUCUGUUGUGUCAUAUUGUCUGCUGCUUUGUAAUUAGAUGUACCAAUGAAUUCUAGUCAAAGCAGACUAAUUUAUGCAGUGUAAAUAUGUGUAUCCAGCCCAAUCUACUGCUGUCACGUUUUUGCUUGGACAUUUCUGAAGGAUUAAAUAAAUGAGCACUUACUGUAAGCCUGCAAUUAAAUUAUUUAACUGCCUACAAUCCCCCUCUUUGUAAAAUACUUUAAAGGAACGCUUUAGUGUUAGGAAUACAAAUAUGUAUUCCUACCACUAAUGUUUUCCUCUGCCCCCGCAAACCCACACCUCUCCCGAUGAAAGCAUCACCUCAGUGCUGUCCUAUGGGGUUUUCCUUGAGGCUGGAUGCCCACUUGCAUAGCGUGAGGACAUACAGUGUUGUUUCACGGAUUCAAACUCUAAAACUGCAAUUUUGUACAUUGCAGGGCUAAGGGGAACAGGGACACUGAACCAAGAACACUUCAAUGAGAUGAAGUGUUCUGAGUGCAUAUAAUGUUCCUUUAAACUUCUAUUAAAAAAAAAAAAGUGUUAUUUUUUUAAAGUUUAUUGGCACUUUAAAUAUGUUAAAGGAACACUCCAAGCAUUGACUCCAGCAAUUAUGGUGUUUGGAGUGCUAAUUUGACAAGAAAUGUCCUUUAAUGAAAUUUCUUGUCAUAUUAGUCUCUUUAUAUUGAUAUAGACAUAUAUAUAUAAUGGAUUCUAAGGUGGGGGAGGUUAUUAAUAUUGCUAGUCUGUUAUUCUGAUGGCUUAUAAUAAAUGUAUUGUUUUGCAUGUGACAGCCAGUUCACACUCAUGUUUACAUGAUGCACUGCAUAUAGUACAUUUUUGGGCCUUUUUUUGCCAGAAUCUGCCUCUUGCUUAAAGUAGGGGGAGGGUUAAUGUUCAAAUUACAGCACAUUGCUUACUUUGCAUAUGUGUGCCCAAACUCAAGUAAAAGAAAAACAUGUUUACAUUUUGAAUAUUGCACAUUAUUACAUCUUGUAGCGUGUAAUUGACACCUUGUUAUCUCUAUGAUUUGACAAAACAUGUUUUGUUAUUUUACCAUUCAUUGUUUAGAGAUCUGGGUCCUCUCUGGGCUGAUCGUCUGGUGACAUGCUGCUGCAGAGUCAUGGAAGCUGUGGCAUUUGUCAUUCAUUGGCUGAGAGCAUCAGAUGACCGCUCUCAACCAAUGACCGACGUUCUGUGCAAUGAAAGCUGCACAGAAUUGGCAUUAGUCAGAACAGACCUCUAGUUCAAGGCUGGCUGAUGACACCAAAUGACACUGCCAGUAGGUGGAGUUACACAUCUGGCUGCAGAGGGAUUAAACUUCAUUUGUGCAGUGUUUCAAUUAAAAUGCUGCACAUGACAUGCAGAUUCCAAGCACCAUGACCACUUCAAAUCACUGAAGUGGUCAUAGUGCCUGGAUUAACCUUUUAAUUUGGCACAACAACAUUUGUUGGUACAACAAAUGUUU
Messenger RNA from Pelobates cultripes (western spadefoot toad), 77800 nucleotides. The record is from the annotation of a GenBank genome assembly. Lineage: Eukaryota; Metazoa; Chordata; Amphibia; Anura; Pelobatidae.